Spirometra erinaceieuropaei is the source of this 60977-nucleotide messenger RNA. The record is from the annotation of a GenBank genome assembly. NCBI's taxonomy places the organism in Eukaryota, Metazoa, Platyhelminthes, Cestoda, Diphyllobothriidea, Diphyllobothriidae.
AUGAACAGUUCCCAGUCUGUCUGUCCCUCGCUCGCCGGUUGCUAUCUGCUGACCAAUCAGGACUUUCCUGUGGUUGAUUGGCCAGUGCGGUUUUGCGCAAGCCUGAAACAACGGAUCUAUCCCACCCUCUCCCGACGAAAGGCAUUGAAAUUGGCAGAGGCUGAUUCGAGCACCGGCCAAAGCUUUAAACAGGGCUGUCCUCUCUCAUCUUUCUCCUUCAUUCUGCCUCCCUUGUGUCCAUCACAUUCUGUUCAUUUCACGUGGUACGCUUAUUCGUAUCAACGCCGGAUUAUCACUAACCCCAACAGGAUCUAUCUGACCAGCAGGAUUUUCUAACACGGAAUGACAGCUUUUAUUUAGUGCUAAGCACCGCAGUGGUAAGACUUCCAUAUAAUGUUUUCCUGGAUUAUAUGCAGCUGGCUAAAUAAACUGAGUCCCUAUCCCAUCAGACAUUUUUCGAAAGUCAUAUUUCAUUUCCAGUCGGAUACCGGAAUAGCUUUAAGUGUUACUGAAAUUCUCCAUCAUUCCAAAGCGGAUGAGAAUGAGCUAGCAAUGGAUUGCGUCGUUUAAAAUCAUCUGUCCUUGGGUUGCACAAACUGCGGACUAUGCAAUUGGUGGGAAAACCUAACGUGCGAUUAGUUACAAAACAAGCAAAUGUCUUUACAAUGGAAAUAAAAUGAAAAUAAUAGGGUCAUAUGCAUUCUGUGUCUAGGGGAGUUAAAUCAUGAUUGUAAUCCGGUCACUUAUGUUUCUGGAACGUCAUCUUCGGGAAUUUUAGUGCUCUGAUCUGUAGCAAUGUAUACAUUUGUUAUAACUGGUAAGAUAUGCUACUCCGAACUUAAGACCCCUUUAAGGUCAACAUUUGAUUGAAAUAAAUUUUCUUGGAGCCAUAGUCUGCUCCUUAUGAUGUUGAGAUUAGCGGAAAUUUUCUUAUAAACGUAUUGCUGUUCAGUGUUACAUCUAAAAAACAAGAUUUCUGAAAAGACAGCACAUCGGUUCGUGGGAAUCUUCGCUAUUGUAAUGUGUUUAUGUCUGUUACACCAAAGUCCGAAAAAUACAAUUUAUAUUUUUCAUGGCAUACCACGGUCGGAUACGCAUGCAUAGGCAAUAUAAAAGACGGAAAACUUAUUGGGCUCGUAUUUCAGGAAUCGGAGCGGACAAAAUUUAAUUAAGCCAUUACUGUGGCACGGGUUUGUGGAAAAUCGAUAAAUGGGAGGUUAAUCAUUGGUUUCCACUGGAAAAGACACACCGUGAAUUGCUGGAUUUUAUAAUAUUGUUCUCGUAUAAUGGUCACAUGGAGACUGUAGAAAAAAAGGUCGGCCUUACGUGAGAAAAAGCGAAAACAGACAUUUGCACACACAGACUCGCAGAGGUCAAUACAACACUGAAACUACUGGCCACGAGUAUGAAUAUUCAAACGCCCUUAUACCUUGCCAUUCUUCGUUGACGUCCUCAAAACUGAUAAAAUCCGGCGGAAAGCCGACAUAAAAUCUAAUAAUUUUGUCAACUUUUUAGGAAACUAAAUUGUGUGUUUGCUAUUAACUUCGGUAAUUUUGACUAAAAUGACUGGUCCCCCAAGAUGUUACUUAGAAAUCCUACUGUUCCCCUGCUUUACCUGAUUGUGCAACAGCUUUGAAAUUAAGUUGUCUGGUAAAUCCGCGUCCUCCCGUCUGGGAUUCAAUGGAUUUGGGAUAGCGGCUAUGGACACAGAGGUGUGUGAAUCUACCUGGGUGCUUCUCACAACCACUCUCUACAGGGGAGUUCUGAUUUUGGAAAAAUGCGCCCUUUAUUUGGUAUUUAUACACUCCAUUAAUGGAAAUGAUACACAAUUUGCGAAGAGGACUCGUUCACUGGACCAAGAACUUUAUCUGCCGCAUGUUUCACAUCCACUAUCGAAUCCAUCGUCAGAAGCAAAGGCAGUUAGCCAUGGAGGACGAACAGACAGGUUCACAAUACGUAUAGUAUUCAGCCACUGUCCAACCACCCGCCUACUGUAAAUGGCAGCUCUCGAGUUAAUUACACGUGUUUCCAGCUGGAACAACAAGUUUUUGAUCUGCCACGCUAUGGAUCACUGUUACGAAUUCGGAAAUGGCGAUUGGCGUGAUUAUUACUCAAAAUGUUGUCUCCUCAGUACUGGGCCUGAGCAGCGUCUAACCAAAAGUGCACCGUACGGGUAGUUGCUCCGCCUAUGUAAAGUCAAAGGGCUGAAUGUGGGAAAUGAAGUCAUUGGUUGUGUCGGUGGAAUGCGAACCGAAGGAUCGAGAUUCAAAUAUCGCAGGACUCCCGCAGUUGUCCCUCCUAGAAGGGAUUUCAGUCUUCUCAGAUUCAAAUACUUACUCGAGUACUAUUAAAUGACCGCUGACCUCAUUUAUCCCUCCUACUGAUGUAUGUUUGGUCAUUGACGCCUGGAUUUACUAUCCUACUCCUUCAACACGUAUUUUGAAGGAGGCUCGGUUAACAAUUCAAGCCAAUCUGUGUCGUGGUAGCUGGCUUUAGACUCGUGUGCAAAUUUGAGCGGUUCUUGACUUACGUGAACGCUGGUUAAGGAUUUAGUCGUGUGUAGUUUCGUUUUCCGUAUUGUUGUUACAUGCGCCGACUGAUUUAUUAAAAGUGUUCGUCGAAAGUGCUCUUUUAAUCCCCACGAUAGGCUGCCUCAAGGCGCCAAUUCAGCGUUCUCAUGCAACUUUAUUUGUGAUUGUUUGUAUGGUUGCUGUUUAAGCUGAGCACAGCGUCAUAUCUGGUUAGUAGCUCACCUGAAUCAUUUCGACAGAUGAGGACACCAAGAAAGGCCUUCACACAUUUAUCUUUUUUUCGAAUGUCGGCAAAGGCGACGUUCAGAUACUUGUGACUGUCACUUUUCGAUGACGACGAAGGCAUCAUCCAUAUACCGAGCCCAUAAUGUAGGUAUACGGUCCCCGAAGACUUGUGGAUACAAAGCGUUUUAUGACCGCCUCGGCUGCGAAUCCAAAAUCGGCGAGCCCAUCGACAUGUAUUUCACCUGCUCGUAGAUUGUUCGUCGAGACUGUUCUCCCUUUCAUCUUAUGUGCUUUGUGGGAUUGAUAUGGUGGUAUUCACUACCCGGACCAGAAGGUCGGAGUACAGAGGGAAGUGACAUCAAAGGAUAGUAUCACCCUAUCUGACAAGAGAUUGAGCCCUAUAAGUUCCUUCUAGAAUUGGUUCCCAGGCCAAAAUUUGGGAGGAAGUUGAGGGAUAUUAUUAAACAAAGGAGUGCACUUUCCUUCUGCUCCUUGGGAAGGUCAAGGCCGUCCCUUGGACUCUCCCCAUGUGCGCGUCGAUCGGCAAUAUUGUGCCCGAGCUCUUUAUUGAUAACGAUUUCAUAUCUCCCUAGCAUAUCAGUGUCCAUAAAAUAUUUAAUUUGGAUACGACAUGGAAUCAUCGAUCAUCUUGAGUGUCCUUGCCCUUUGAAGAUUGUAUACUAUGUUCAGUAUCAUGACGCUUAUAGAAACCACCAAGUUUGUGUAUUGAGGACAGUUGGCGAUUUUGAAAAUGAAUCCUCUCAUGCCCAUAAUUACAAAACGCUGUUGAUGUUACUAACGCAGCUUGCUGGCUGCUUUUUGCAAAGUAUUUUUUGAAAUGGGACCCAGAAGAAGGCAGAGAGUAGUCAGUACGAUUCCAGAGAUGUGGAGGGGGGUUGACGCGCGUUGGGCAGCCGUAAAAUCUGCAAGAAUGCUGUAUCCUGAUGGCUAAUGUCGCUAACCUAAAAAACUGGCAACUGAUAGCUUCGUAGGAAGGCAUACUAGACAUCUAAGUAAUAACCCGUGUUCUACCAUAAGACUUCCGCAGACUUCGGCAUUGUUAAUGGUAUGAACAGAUAAACAGGACAGAUUAAGGUGCAAGUAAAUAUAAGUUACCCCGCUCGUUUUCUACCCUGCUCCUUUUUCUAAUCUGGGCAUGCCUAUUUGAAGAAGGUGGUCUCGGCUCUUAACAGCUAAACGAUGUUCGUGGAUGCGUGUGAAGCAGACUUUCCAGUUUGGCCACAAUAUACGGCACCGCAAGCUUAAGACAGGGCAACUUUUUUCUCCUCUCUCUCUCUUUGUAGAAGAAGGGUGUCAUUUACAAGAUCCCACGUGAAGCGUGCGAUGCCGUAUAUUGUGACCAAACUGGAAAUCUGCCUCCACACGCAUCCACAAGCAUCAGUUAGAUGUUCAGUUUCGAAACCGCCUAUCUUAAAUGACCAUACAUACAUCAGAUACUGUGCACACUUGUGCAUGGGACAAGGUACGCAUCGUCAUCGUUUGCCCUACCAAAAAAGGCAUAGUGCGAUGGAUUCGCAAAUGACCGAACACACCAGUGAAGCAAGUGCGGUAUCAUAACGGGCAGGAACGUUUGGCAGAUGCUAAGUUGGUUGCAAUGUUGAUACUGCUAGUGAUGAAGACGUAGGUGGAGCGGGAGUUGAUAAUGUUGGAGAUGGGGGAGUUGUCGCACCUGCAAGGUGCACUUGGCGUGUCAUCAUUGCGGUGACUUAUGUUGUCGUGGAUACGCACCUGAUCGAAUAGAACCAUGUGGCAGUUAAUUGUGCGUGGGCGGCGCGGACACUGAAGGCGGAGGCGCGAACGUAUGUCAGGGCUCCUAGCAGUGAUCCGCCAGUCUCUGCGCGAUCUAUUCAUAAGUGAACGACCAGGUCAGAGCAUUAUGUGGGGGCGCGAUUGCAAUGACGACGAGUUGGGAUCGAACCCGAAUUUCUGGUAGUGGGUGCUGUGACUGCGGCGGUUGUCGGUUUCUUACCGAUGACAGGAGCGGGAGAGAUCGUAGUUGUUGUCUUCGUAACCGUCGUCGUUGGGUUGUGGUAGGGAUGAUAGAGGUAGUGGCAGUCGACGACGACGACCUCGGCAUCGGCGGCGGCGACGACGUCUGGACAUCAGGAGUGUGAUCACCAGUGGUGUUGGUCGCCUUCGUAGAAGUUGGCGCAGGGACGAUGGUAGAGGCGUUCGGGUAGCAGGAAGAAUUCUCGGGUUGUUGUUGAAUUGAGUCCGAAGAUGCCCGACGAGGCUGAGCCGCUCACGGAAUGUUCGUUGACAGUGUGGACAUGUUAGAAUAGGAUUGGGUGUUGACGUUGUGGCUCGGAGGCGCUUAAGACUUGCGAGCCGUUCGUUUAGCCUUGCCAGCAGUAAUCUAGUCGGCUUCUAUUUGGCUGCUCUAGUUCUCGCUGCUUUUCUCCAGAUCAGUGAGUAAAAGACGAGAUCCCCCGGUCUCCGGGUUGCUUAGAAGUUGCGAGCCAGGUAUUCUCAGAGUAACCUUGUAACGGCAUUCUUUUCCUCCUUUUCAACGACAUGAUCGUUGAAGAGUCAUUUGCGUAGACGCUCGUCAUUCAUCCUCACGAGGAGGCCGCUCUAGCGCAGUUGCAUUUUCGUCAGCAUGGGGUCUGCUGGGGAUUCCGGUUCGCUCGAGGACAUCAGUGUCCGGAAUCCUGUCUAACCUUCUCAGUUUCAGUACUUUCCGAAGACAAUUAGUGUGGAAAUGACUGAGUUUCAUGACCCGAUAGACCUGAACGGUCUGUGUCUCUACCCUGUGCAGUAGCGUUGUCAGGACUACUGCCCUCUGCAUUUUUAGGUCGAAGUCCGCAACGAUUUCAGACGGAUGCCUGUAGCCAGCCGAAGAUUUUGCUGACUUUGGAGAUUCUCUGCGCAACUUUGCCGUCGAUUUUGAUGUGGCGUGAGAGUGUUCGGGAUAAAAGGCGGAUCUUUUCCACGGAUUUGAGUUGGGUGCUAUUGGCAGUGAUGAGGAGUCUUUGUAUUCAGCGUCUGGUGAGGGUUGGUGCAUGAUAACUUUUUUUACCCGUGUUGCCCGAAGUCUGCGCAGCGUUCGACGAAGAGAUUCAUGCUCGGUUACCCAUCCGGAUGAAGUCCGUAUUGGAGAUGGUCGUUAAGACGAUUGAGAAGAUUGCAAGGAAAUAUCUCCCCGGCAGUGUUGGGCAGCGAGAUUCACCUGUCGUUAGCACAGAGCUACUAGUUGCCUUUGCGGUUGAAGAGAUGGACGAUUGUCGCGUUCUCAAAACCUUAAGGAAAUUAUCCUUUGUGCCAUGUCUCUUGGAGCAACCUUGUAAGUUUGUCCAUUAGCCUGGAGCUGCCGUGCUACGGCAGGAAUUGCCUUAGGUCACAGUGCCUUCCCGCUGGAGGUUCGGUGACUGACUCGGAUGGUUUCUCUGAGGACAGGCGCGCGGCCAUGAGGGGGCAUUGGCUUUAACUUGGGGGAACCGAUCAAAGGCGGUGGCGGAGAUUACAGAUGGUGGUUGAGGACACGUCUGAAAUGUUUGACCCAGCACUUCAUAAUCUGGGAUUUCUCUGUGAGAAGUGUUUGUCCGUCGGAGCUGAGCAGCGGUGCCGUAUCUUUGGUGUAAGAGCCGUAGACUUCCGUGGUGGAAGUGAGUAAAUUUUAACCUAGACAGGAAACAAGGAGAUACUAUGGGCGCGUAUUAGGUCAUUGUCAAACUGCUGACUGUGCGUGAUAUGCCCACAGUGAACUUUGAAUACUUCGGUGAAUACAGCAGCAUAGCUUUCAUAAAAUGUAUAAGAGAAUUAAGGAUUAUUUCUUCUGAAAUGACAAAUUGAUUUGACGUGAUGGUAGACGUUGCACUUCUGAACCACGUCUGUUUCUCCUAUUAGAACAUAUAAUGGGUACUCGACCAACAUGCUAAAAAAUUGUCAAUGGAAAUAACGCGUUUCCGUAGCAUGCGGCUUUUGAAACUGCCAGUUAAGUCCCUUCUUUAAGCAAAGUAAAUUGCUUGUUUGUGCCCCGUAGUUAGAAUAAAGUGGUUUGAUUUUAUCAAUGACUGACAUUUCAGGCAAUUUCGUCACUGUCCAUAAUUGAACACUAGGAAUACAGAGAAUCUGGCACUUACGUCUAGGGUAGCGGAGUUGUUAAACCUACUUCUCAUGAAAACUUCACAGAUUGAUGAGAACUAACACAUCCGUUGACAACUAAGGUCCCGCUCGCUAUCUAACAGUUGCCUUACCGAUCCUUUUUAGCAGAAAAUCUUUUUUUCGAAGCAACAGAAUUGCGAGUAGCCAAGGCCUACGAAAUCUGUUGUUUUUUCGGAGAGGCCUCAAAAAAAAACAUUUUGACGACUGUUAUACACCGAUUUCAACCAACAUGACUUGAUCAGCGCUGCCCUGUCUACUUCCAGUGGAAAGGAAAGGCUGAUUUGCGUUGAGACAGGAGCAUCAGUUUAAUUGACAUUGGCAGAAAAGUACUGGCGUCCUUUUUCCCAGUCAUUUUCGAUCCGGUAGGACUUAGUGGAUAAGGCAAAUUAGGGCGAACUUCGUCUUGGCAGAUGGAUUCUCAAUCAGUGACUAUUUUAGACAAAAGCUUCGUUGUCGGGUUGUCUGUCUCAUUGUUUCGCCAAAAGCAUCAAGACUUGAAGCCUAGUUGCAUGUCCUAACAUCGUUUAAGCUUGAUUCUGGCAUGACACCAACGUGCAGAGUGAAAAAAACGACUACUUCGCUGUCAACGUUGGCGUCAGACGAGGUUGGUUUCCCGCAGCCGAAUUCUUCAAAUAUGUGAUUAAUUCGGGUCAGUUCACAACACUCCAUGAUUGUACCGUUAGGACCAGACUUCCAGUAUGCCAAUGGCAUCGUCGGAAUUGCGAAAUUUUCGUAAAACGUUAUCUGUUCUUUACCAAGUAAUCGUUAUCUUCUGAAAACUUGACUUUAACUGAGCGUUGAGGACAAAACGCGCUGCUCAGCUUUCCCUCACCGCAAACAGUGCAGUUCUCCAUGGCAAGUGGCCUGGGCCGUAGGUCAUUUUUUCAAUUUUCCGUUGCCUAGAAGUCAACAUAAAGAGGAGAUAAAUCGUCACGCACAAGUCGUAUGCAGCACGGUUUGCUGAGCCUGAUAAUGCUAGGUUGCCUCCGCGAGGUUCGUCAGAAGGCAACGAUUUAAGUUAGAGAGAUUACGACCAAACUUAUCCUGCUCAAUGGCUGCAAAAGGUGCCUGCUACGCUUUGCCGAGGUUUCCGGCUAGUUUUGCUUCCGGGUAACACUUCGAAAUGCCGCUAAGAUGUGAACUUUCACCGCCAACCGGCGACACGUCUGGUGAAGUAGCAAAGGACUGCUGUCUCAGACGGUUUGGUCACGCAAUCUGCAAACCUGUAAAGGAACUGGCCCGCGAUAUAGACUAUUCGAAUCCCCGUUUGAGUAUUAAAACCGCGAUAGCGAUGGCUACCCGAAAAUGUGUAAAGAUAUGGUUAUAUCAACCACAACCAUGACGUUGGUCUUAAUAUUUUACGUUCUGAACGAUCGCAGGACAUGAGUCACAUCAGUUCGUAAGGCUGUAGACUCAUCUGUCAGCACAAUCAACAGCUCUGUGAGGUUGUAGUGACAUAAAAAGCAUUUUGUUUUAAUGUGCCAAAAAAUACGACCUGUAAAAACUUUGACACAGCACUCAAUAACAAUUUAUUGUCAGGUUGCAUUCUGGUGGUUACUUUUUUCUUAUAAUUCUAUUCGCGUAUAUAACCGUGUAUACUUAACCUUUGGCUCCAAACAUAGGCUAAUUUAUUUCUCACAAGAUCAAGCAAUUAACAGCUAUUUGUUUUCACGCUUAGUAAAUAAACCUGCAAGAUGGUGGAUUGGCAUCGCCUAUGCUUAGUCGGUCCUGCAUAUACUGUUGUCCCCCUCUUCGUGGUCAAUGUUUGUGGGUACAGAUGCGUUGUAGAUUGUCGGGGUUGUUGCUGCACUCACAUCCUCAGGAGUGCAGGCCUCCGGAUUCAAGCAAUGACGCAAAACGCGACUAGUUCGAGGGAGGUUUUCAUCACGAUCGAUCGGUUUUAAUUUUGAGAAACCGGCAUCCAGUGUUUGUAGUUCUGUUCAGAUAAGGAUUUGAACGAGAAUAGUCCCGUCAUCGGAAUAUAGGUCUUAGAAUUUUUCUUUAGAAUGUGUUCCACUUGGCUAUCGGCCUUUGCCUUCUCUACCGCCAGUCGGUGUUUGAGUGUUUGGGUUUUUAAUUUUCGGCCGGUCUAUGCAGUGUUGUAAUACACUCACCUUUGCACUAGACUACGGUUUACUGCAUAACUCCCCAAAUUCAUCAGAGUUCGUAGGCUGAAGCAAACGAUAACGAAGUGCAGCUAGCGAUUUGUAGGUAACGUCCUUUGCCAGAGGUAGGAUAGUCAGGGGACCACAUCGGAGGAAAUAUCAGGUCGUCGCUCAAGCUAGCAUUUUACUACUUCCUGUGUUUGGAUCUCUAGAGAAACUUGGAUGGGUUAUAAAUAGAGACUGUAAUGGAUGAAAUCGACAAUUAGGAUGAGAUAGAUGUCGCGUAAAAAACGCGAAGUGAUCUGGACAAAGACGAUCUGCCGAUGACGUUUCAAAAACAUCAAAAAGCUUAUUUACCUUGAAAGUAAUGUAUAGUAUCAACUUGGCGAUUUGAUCUGAGGCUCCUCUACUCCAUUUAUCCAGAGCAAUUUUCAACAGUUAAGCAAGUACGUCUACAAAACGGGGUCAGCACUGAAGGACAUCACAAGCUAACACAGAUUUACAAUUCCACCGUUUAGCAAAGACUUACCGCAGUUCGGCCGGACUAUGUUCCAACCGCUGAAAAAUUCAAAAUUGGAAGAUCGAAAACGUUCACAACAAUACCCAGUCAUAAGCUAAUCACCCUGUCCCCUAAUUUUUUAUCUGCGAUUUUGAUGCGGGAUGCAGAUCGUGGAUAAUGCCGACAUGCAUUAUUAAUUUCAAAUGUGGACUUCUGACCGUUGAAAGUAAACGAGACAUGCUUUGGCAAGCAAAUGCAAUAUCUCCCCAAAAACCGUUUUUCCUCCGGUUCCGUAUAUUAUUCACUUAUAUUAAAUGAUUCCCUGAAAUAUUUAAAUUCCGAUGCCUGCCGACAGGAGAGGCCACCCAACCAUACCGUUUAGUCAGAACUUCCGACCGGGGUGCAUUCUAUCUACGCAUGUAGGGACCGCCAGUAUUCAGUUUAAAUAAAUCAUAUCUUUCAUGUAUGAUUGUAAAUCUGGUAAGAAUGACAUAUAUAGCUCCUCAAACAGAAUACGAGAAUUGGAACGCCCCGCACAAAUAAUGACAUUAAACCUGCGCAUCAUUCCGGAAAGAGCACAAUAUUCCCGUGCCCCAAUAUAAAACUAAACCGUUACUUUCAUCUUAGCUUUAACCCUACCCUAGGCCUUGUCUCUAAAGUUAACACUAGGUCUUAUUUUAGCCCUAAUCUUGAUCCUGCUUUACCUUACCGUUGGUUUAAUUCUAGCCUAAAAACUUUGUCAUUGCCUAAACCGUAACCCUAACCUUAUAACUUGCCCGAACUUCACUGGAAGUUGGCUAAAGUCACCCGCAUUACAAUCUUCUUCUCUUCUCGUGUACCGCUUUGGGAACCUUAUUUUAGGGAUUCUAGGAUUACCUCUACAAAGAAUACAGAAAAUAUGACGUCUUAAACGAGUUGACACACAGGAUAUAAAUGCGUUUUCAUGUGAUAACUAAGCCGACUACCGACAUGAUGUGUAAAGUUUUAAUUGCUCAUCGUGUUCUCCGCUAAAUGGUUGUCUACUCCGAUGUUAAUUUUCCAUACCCCAAUAUGUCCAGGUCUUUGAUUUCGGCCAAUCUUCCAGAACCAUCGAUUUUGCCGUUCGCAGGCAUAUGAAUUCCCGCAUUUGUUAAGUGUUUUCUGAUAAAACCAAACCUUUAAUGAGUUUGUUUCCAGCUGAAGGACGUAGGCGUUUAAGUUCAUAUUUCCUUUGCCAAGCCUCAGUUUGUCUAUAUUUACCAGUUCAAAUUUGCUAGUUGUACCUUAGCAUCUACGAUACUCUCGUGACGACUCGACUGUCUUUGAAACUGAUACGAUUAAUCCUACGAUCAGGGUAGGUGGACUGAACUCAACGACCAUGGUUUUAUAUUCUAGACGUUCCUCAUUCCCACCUAACACUUUUCAUAAGAAAACCAAGAAUGCAUGCACAUCACGACAGUUCGACUGCCGUUUCCGACCAUGUCCAGCAGGACUGGCAAAGGGACGGUGACUUUUGUGUGAAUUAGUUUAUGGUGAUAGUUAGCGUGCGCUUGAUCUACCGCGUUAUCUCCUCACCCACUCACCUGCACCCGGUGUCAAGACAGAAUCAAGGGGACCGUUGAGGGGGGUCGGGCGCAGGUGACUGGCGCGGCGUAACCCAGCAUCCAGGCGAGCCACCACAACCCCUGUGUAGGACAUUUAUCUUGGGUGCGAAGUGCGACGACGCGUGCCGCGCCCUGAUCGGGUCUCCGUUUCGGGUGAGCGCAACUUCCGUGCGGCCCAUUUUAGGGGGCGCAUGCACAUGAUACACAGAUAGUCUGCGAGUGAGGUCAAACAAAGUACUUCAGCAGCAGGAUUAAGCCUUUUUCAGGAUCGAUUGGGGCAGAUUCGUGGUGUCCUACCUGUCCGAUCUGCAGCUCGAUGACCUCGCAGGCGGGGUGUGACCUGCGGGAGUCAGAUAUCUGAAGUAUGCGACCGCUGUGCUGUAAAAAUUGUAGACUAAUAAAAAAAACCACGGAAAAAUGCGCACGUUCGAAAAAUCAUUUUUUUACUUUACUACAGCAAUUUAGCGGUUGAGACCCACUUCGUCACCCGGAUCUUAGGACACGGAAAAAGCUCAUGAACCAGUUAGCAUACCCAUAAACCUCCUUAAUUUUUCUUAAACAAAUGGGUGCUGAGUAGUCAGGUGUUGUUUGUGCACGUGAAAAUUAAACGGCUUCCGCCUACAUACUGACCAUCUACUCAUCCUUGAAGUAUGCUUUCGCCGUAAUCCAUCUAGUACCAUAAUGAAUUGAAAAGCUGCCCAGACAGGUUUCUGUGCGGCGAAAAGUGCAUGUCUAUGUUGCCGGCGAAAGAAUGUCUCUUUACAUCCUACGCAUCAGAGUCUGAUCAGAUCUAUCCAAUAGUAUCUGCAUCUCAGACAGGUCGAUUUAUUCAUUUGUCGGCCAGAUUGCUCGUCAAGCCUAUAAGCAUGCAUGCUUCUGCGAGUUCCCAAUUAUGGACUAUGCCUAGGAGUUAAGAAAGAGCGGCGUGGAUUAUUUUUAUCCGAGUUAAGAAUUUCGUGCAUGCAUGAGACUCAGUAAGUUACUGACCGAUUUGUAAUAUAGACAUUAAGACGUCGAGAGUGUGUAGGUGACGAAAAAAUGAAGUGCCGGACUUCUAGUAUUUGUGGUCUUUCAGUCCAAUGCACAAGGAUAAGCCCAACUGUCAGGCUGAAGAAGAGGUUUCUGCCUUCAUAGACAAAUCCGUGUAGUUAAAAAUGCCUUUCGAGCUACUGUGCAUUAAGGAGGGUUUGGAAAAGCAGACGGGCACCCUGACAAUUGGUGUUUCUUUUAAAACAGGCAAUUCCAGCCACUGGAUGUUUUCAAAAUCCAAACAUUUAGGCUUGUAAAAUAAUUGUUUUGCCAGCAGGACGAAAUGAAAUUAGGUGACCUGGAAUUUGGACUGGACUGUUUUGCUCAUAAGGCUGCAUCACUCCAGGGGUUUCUUUUUUUACGUCGCCCUGGCUGACUACGAGAAAUGUGCCAGCAAAGGAUACUGCAGUUUUUCGUAUCAUUUUGGAACACUUCGUGGUAAGAAGUCCUUUCUUUUCCUCACUCAUCCUUCUCAUAGUAAAAGUGACGGAAUUACAUUUUUGCCUACUUGCAGUGCAAAUGAGACCGCAUUGCUUAGCGUCCAAUGUAAGACACCGUUAGCAUUUCAGAACAAUUCGGGAAAUACAGCGAGUGACCGAUCUGAUGAAACGCGUUUCCCAUUAGGAUCACAUAGGUGGGGUUGUAACAGUGAUGAUCAUGCGGCCGAAUUCUAUAGAAUUUUGGACUUGCCGAGCUGUUGGUGUUAAAAUGCACUUCUUUUCGACCUCCAGUAAAUACAGCACUUGGCAAGAAAUGGCUACUUACUCAGUAUGCAUUUUCAUAUCUAUUUUCGAUAGCCAUAUAAAUUCAAAAAAUAUUUUAUAGCAAACAUGCACAAAAUAUGCUUUUUACCCAUUUAAUAGCAAACAACGUAAUUUUCGCAUUGUAUACUCGAAGAAAGAGUACCCUUCGGUUUUUAAAGUAGUUUCUAUACAUAGGAUUUUUAAAACCAUGCAAUUUUUGUUCAUACAGCGUGAUAUAUGUCAUGAAGUAUGCAACGUACACUGCAUAUCAUUUUCUUAAGGACGCAGAGGAAUAUGUGACUCUUCCUACGCGGAAAGUACGCAAUUUGUAGACUGAAACACUAAACGCUGGUGCAACAGCUGAUCUUGCUAAGGAUUUUUCGGGUAUUGGAAGACUGUUUAAAAAUCUAAAUAUAUCCUUUCUUCGAAUAGAAAAUGCAAAGACGACGUGCCUUGCUAUCAAAUGAGCAAAAAGGCAUACUUUUGGGCGUGUUUUCUACAAAAUAGAUUAGCAUUUGUAAGGCCAUCGAAAAUCAAUGUAAGAAUGCAUACCAAUUAAGUAGCUAAUUUUACGGACUUUAGUUUUUGCAGGAGGUUGGAAAGAAGUACAUUCGAAUGCCGAUACCCCGGCGAAUCGAAAAUGCUAUAGAAUUAGUCCGCAUGAUAAUCACUAUUAAGACCCUACCUAUGUAAUCCUUCUUAAUCAAAAAUGCGAUUCGUGAUUUCGGCUAACAUUUCAUGGGAUCGGUCUCUGCCUGUAUUAUUGACGUUUGAAAUUAAUAUACAGUCCUUUCUGCUCAGUCUGUGCUAACUAUCGCAGUCGGUUUGAGCGUCAACCAAUGCAUAACUGAAAUGUGUUGAUGGACCCUUGUACUUUCAAAAAUGAUUACUUAGAUAAACAGAGGUAAUGCGCGAAGUAUUUUUUUAGUCGUCGUGGCCGCCUAACUUGGCGAGUCUGGCUGACUAAAAGAGAAGACGACCAAUACGCUGCGACACGGAAUCCUGGAUAAGAUACGGAGCUAAUCAUGCAAUCGGGGAAACUAUGCUCUCCGUGACAUGUUGAGUUUGCAGGCGUCAAUUUAGGCUUGUGGACGUGUGGUAAAGUUUUCAGUAUUCCCAAAUACUCACCUAAAAAUCACAUUAAGAAUCACCCCUUGCCUGUCAUCUGGAAGUAAACGUUGAUAGAAGGUAUCUGUGGGAUUAGACAUAGUGCACGCAGCGAAUUGCUGUUUUUUGGUGAAAUACCCGCUUCUGAUGGCGCGGUCACCACUGAUUCUAUAUUCACAAGGGCCGACUGAGGAUAUCUGUGUCAGCGUUCAGAACCGUCCACUCCGAUUGCGACUAAAAUCGUUUUGCCGGAAAGAGUUCUUGCUUCACAACCAAAUCACCAAAUGUUUAACGUAGUAAUCUCAUUUGUCUUGAUUAAGCAAUGUCAAGGAAAUGGUUUUGGCUUCUCAUAAGGUAGUUAACAUUUGACUUCGCAGUAAAUAUACUUUGCAGUCGUGAGUCUGGUGUAGAGUCUUUAUCUAUUCUUAGCGUUUUGUGAUGCCCGAAUAACGAUACAGUUAAUAAAUAUCGACAUUAAAAUAAUGAACGAAAAAUGCGGUCAAGAAAAGGGGGAGGGAAUGAAACGCCAAAAUUCUAUUCAUCGUUAAGGGAAUUGUGAGCACCGGGAAAGAUAACUAUAUCCGGUGGCUUUGAACUAUGGCAACUGUCGGACCUAUAUGAAGUUCUUUUGUGCGCAUAAUUCGCGUAGUCUGAUUGUAGCCGCAUCUGCCGUAGCAUUCACGCGCUGCCCAAGUAGUUUUGGACAGCUUGACGGAAUCUUGUAAAUUACUCUGAAGGCCUCUCUGACGUCCACACGGUGGUCUGUGUCUACCAUGUGCGCGAGGGAAUAGCUCUUAAGGUUCUUUACUUGACCCUUUCCUAACCAUGCUGGAAUAUGUUUCCUUAUUCUUUUGGACAAACUCAGACUCGUACGACUAAUAUAUUCUGCCCCACAGGAGCAGGUGAAGGAGUAAAUGCAUAUAGAGGUGGUCUGAGCUGGUAGUUUAACCUUUCCCUCUCUAUAGGGGAUGGGGCUAGUGGAGAACAGUACACGAGUAUCAGCUGCUGUAAAGGCGUCUUCCUAAAAAUUCACUCGCAGUGCCCCCAUGAAAUGGGAUUCUAAUGACAAACCUUUUUCUAUCCUGCCGUUAGCAUCGGGGACUUUGGUUGUCUUUCGGCCAUGUUUUAGCAAUGAAUCGAUCAGGGCAGCCAUUAUGGCGAGAGAGACUUUCUGCAAUCUUAACUUCUCUCAAUGCUAUCAGCUGGGCAGAUCCCUAUAACCAUUUGUCUUAACCAGCGAACUAAAUUACGUUCCAAUUUUAACGGCACAAAGCCCCGAACAAUGGUGUAUUCCCGGAUCACGUUUUAUUGCGACAGACGCUACGUCAAAUGCCACCAGCAGACUUUCACAGAGGCACGUCGAGAAUGGGAAGCGAACCGGACUGUACUUUCAGCUUGAAUUUGGCCGAUGGGUAGACCGGAUUUAUAUCAUCCAAUAAAAGUGAGACGUCAUUUACUCUUGGUGCAACUACGAAUAUAGCAUCCACGUAGCACCAAUAGUAUCUCAGACCGUUGGUGUGGUGACAGAGUUAGAGAGCUCCUGCGUUCCCCGUGAAUAUAUUAGCCAAAAGUGGGCCAUGUGGCGAGCCUAUAGCUGCUCUCUCCCUCCAUCUACGCAGAUUGUUGUCAAAUAAGAACUGCUCGGUCAAGGUAAAAUUCUUUGAGGACAUUCACCGACAUUCAUAUAUCCUGCUCAUUGGAGGCAAUAAAUUCACAGAGGUGAUUGAGGGUUAUCGUGACCUGUACGUUCGUAGAAAGGUACAUCUAGCGAGAACAUUAUCAUUCAGUUCAGGUCGAGGUCUUUCACGCCGUUAACGAAAUUAUAGGUAUCCCGAUAGCUAUGUGGCGCUAGCUGAUGCAGCGGGGACUUAAGUUUCUUCGCUAGCUAAUUUGUAAUUGCAUGGUACAGUGAGUUUUUCAUAUCGAAGUUUGAACUAACCGGUGUGCCAUCCUUACAAAUCUUCGGAAAACCGUGUAGCGGAGAUAUAUGCCUGCUGACGGGUCGGAGACGCUCAACAUCUUGUUUGCCUAUGAAACCAUCUGCUUGGCGUUUUUCAAACAGUUGUGCCUCAACCUCAUCUGUACGAUUUUUCUUCUGUUCUGUCUUUCUGAACGUUCCCUGAUUCGACAGAAUUAACCGUAUUUCAUCAUGUUACCUACCCUGUCCAUCUAAACAGCACUAGCUCCCUUAUCUGGCCCAGUUUUCAAAAUAUUUUUGUUCUGCCAGAGUCGCUUUCAUUUCUUUAUACGUGACUUCGUCAUCAAGCCUCGACCUUUCCCACUACUGUUCGGGUGUUGAUGAGAGCAGUUGACUAACGAGGUCUGAAGACGUUGUUUUCUCUGGCUGAAGGUAGUGUGUUUGAUUCAGGAAAUCCUUAAACUGCAGUUAAAGGGCUUAUGGCGGUGACAGCAAAACGUAAGGCUUCGAUCGAAGUUUUAUCUAAAGAUAUAGAUGAAUAACUGUGUGCGUAACGACUUGGAUCCUCCGGAAUCUUUGACUGUAAUCUGCUUUCGUGGACACUUCGGAGGAAGGAAGCUAUCUUAAUUCCUCUACGUUUUUUCGCAAUAAACUGCACAGAAUUCUCAAAUUGCUGUCCCUCGUCUUCGUCCAGUUGAUCGGGUACGGCUGCCCUAAUUUUAUCGAAAACAGCCGUAUGCUCGUUAAAUUGUCUUCUGAGUUUUUAAAUGGAAAUUUUCGCAACUCUAGAACAGAUCUUCGGUUGCUUUAGCCAUCUUAAAGUCUUCAUAGUACGCAAAAACAAAAUGUCCUGCAUACGAACUGGCUGAAAUAAUUAUAUAUCGAUCAGUUCCCGAAAAGUUCUAAAACAUCUUCAUAAGUACAUAGUAUGUUUUAACCCCUAAUACUCACUUAAAAAUUAGGUGCGCUUCCUGGCGCCUUCAGACAAAAGUCAAAAGCUACCGUUAUGCCAUUUGUUGCCAACUUUAACUGUUAACUCAAACGGGCACGCUGUUCUGCGACUCGUCCGCGUUAGAGCCGCGGUUACAAAACCUAUCUGCGCAGAUUCCGCCCACCGGCGCACAUCCCGCCGUCUGACACUUGUUUGCAAACACCGGGUGCAGUUGGCUGGAGGAGGGUUUAACGCAUGCUGCACAACACCACUCGUCCCGCGGAAGGAAAAAGUAGCAGUCAUCACAAACUAUGAGCCUAGAAACAUCCACGUGACGUACUUAGACACAAAGGAACAUAUUUGUACUUGCGUAGGCAGAUUUUCAUCACCCCCUCCCCAAACUCCUGUCCUCUGCCGUCCACCCAAGACACCGGCAGUUUCGUGUGGGCGACGCUGCACGCGUGCGUGGGUGGGCCAUAAAACUGAGGAUUUCCUCGAAAACGAAAGCUCCCACCACCACCUCCGCCCCCGCCCCCCCCCCUCACCUUCCAAGACGGCGCACAGAAGUAACAGUGACAUUUGAGCCAACAGGAUCGCUUCCUGACAUUGAGAACUCAGGCGCACUUAAAAAGCGCUGCUCGCAGUAUCAAAUUUUCGACUCCUUUUUGGACUUUGCCUUAAAUAGGCCGAAUUAAUUAGAGCAAGAGGACGCUUUGAUGGCUGUUGCCGAGCCGAUUCCAAUAUUUAACUAGGGUAAAAUAUUAUGCAUUUCGCACAACGCGCCGAUUACUAUUUUAUGAGCCAUUUUGGCGACCGAACAAAUCCUGCGUCUAUGACUUUGCAAAAUCCCCUGAUGACGACGAGGGGUGUAUGAAUUAUAACUGUAAAUUCCCAUGUGAGAAUGACAGUGAAGCCUGCAGUUGGUGUUCCGCUUUUUACUAGGCGAGGUAAACCUGCAUGUGGGAUUGUUUAUUUUCAGUCUUUUACGCCAGUGCAGGACUUUUAGGACAACACACUUUUGGAGGAGCUCCCGGCAAUGGCAAGGGAUGAUGAUAACAACCAAUUCUGGCCUAUACGCAUCAGCGGCCAACCACACUGCAAGAGAGGGCGCCCCUAAUCAGUCUGUCGUCGAACAUUUUUUUACGUUAAAUGUUCUUCCACGUGAGUUGCGGGCCUAUAAUUAAUGCCGGUAAAAGCGGCAAUACAGGCGAGAUUAAAGCUGAGUGAAAAGUAGGAGUAGAAGGGGCAGGGAGGCGCCAAUAAGACAAGCAAGGCGACGAAGGAACGGGGGGAGGGGAAGAAGGCCAUAUCAUCAACAAAAAUAUUGCAGGACCGUUAUUUAAAGGUUCGCCGUGUCACAUGGCGAGGCAGUCAGCUCACAUUUGGAUUGUGACAAUUACAUAGCUCGGACGAACGUUUUUCGCGCUCUUCGGCAACUGUCUCCACUGUCGAGCGUGUGCAGUGUUACGGGAGCUGCAAUCAGUUAGCUAGCUUUCGGCUUUCUCAGUAACCACUCGUUGUCUAAUGUCAAUUUAUUAAAUCAAGAUAGCGCUCGAGAUAGUCAUGCCUUGAUAUAUGUAUAGGCCUGAAAAUAAAAGAUGAAAAACUUUCACUUGUCCUUUCUAACGGUCCCAAAACGGUCUGUAGGAAGAAGCCACUUUACAACAGGUAAAGAAAAAUAGCAAACUCCCACGGUGCGCAAAAGCGGUGAAAUAUUUUUAGCCGGGGCCGAUUCCCCCAAAGUCAACUUUCUCAAACAUGUCCAACUUUAACUGGGAAUCAUGGACUGAGUUGGGUAGCCCAUUCACUGCUGUCAAUAAAAAGUAACAGUCGGCAAAAGUUCCUUUAGCCUGAAGUUAGGAAUUUAACAGUGCACUAAAUUAGUAUGAGAAGAAACGGAAAGGAAUUUAGCAAACACACAUGGUUGUGGCAAAGAAGCAUGCAGUAAACCAGUAAUAAAAAUGGAACCGAAAACCCAUUGGUUAAGCCUGAUCUGUGUCCUAUCUGCGUUGAUAAGAGUACGGGGUUACCUGUAACGUUUCUUGUCGCCGGCAUCGCUAGCCCUUACAUUGCCUCCCUGACGAUCUGUGAGGUCUGCCAGUUAACGAUAACUCUAUAAUAUUUCUUCUGUCACCUGGGUCCUCUCGGGAAGAUCGCGAAGGGCGAAUGUUUGCCUGUUUUGCUUUAUAGGUUAAAAAAGCUCCGAAUAAGAUUAUGGAAGUCAUUUAAAAAACGACCUUUUACCAGGCUGCAGGGAGAACAUAUAAUAAUAACUGUACGGCUCGUUUUCUUUAUAACUCAGACCAGGGAGGGCCUGCACUUUAUAUUCGGCAAGAGGGGAUAUUGAUCAGUUCUCAGGCCUGACAUAAGUCGCAAACUCGGGGAUCGCCUGUUCAACUGUAUUGCAGCUAACCUUGUUCGGUCGUCCGAAUUACCCAUUUUGGCAGUCCUUUAACAAAUGGCCUAAUAGUAUUAACAGUUCAGAAGAGGAUGCGAUCGCUGGAGCAAAAGAAUUACUAGUCUAGUGUUUCCUUCAUUGGUCGUUGUCGCGGCUUUUCGAAACCACAGGCCAAAAUUCUGGACUCAGCAUGUGAUUGAUACCUUCCUCAUCGGACAGGAUUAGGUGCUGACAUUCAUAAAACAUCUCAAUGUCUUCCCGGACAUAAGAUUUACGAUGGAGGAGGAAGACAAAAAUCAGCUAGCCUUCCAUGAUGUUUUCAUCUGCUGCAAAGACAGUUGUGACAAGAAAACCAAAGUGCGACAAAUACGAUGCAACCACACAAUCAGCCACAAACGCAGUUGCGUAAGGACGCCUUACCGGCAUAUUGAAAAGCAUUGAAAUGGAUCAGAAAACAAGGUUGCUGGAUUAACAUAUUUCCAACAGGUGCUUUGAACGAAUGAGCACUCACGACGGGUACAAGCCCAAGACGGGACGGGAAACCCAAUCAAACCGGCCCCAACUUUGGGGUAACGCCCCUGCACGUGAUAAACGCCUCGCAGGCCGUCAACCGUCUGCUCACAUUACUUGGAGGUGGAAAUGCACACAGACCGGAAGCACCUAUCCGGUACCAAGUUAUGAGACCAAAAUACCCACUGUGACGACGGGGUCCGUUUCAGUUGCUGAUAAAGCAACUACGUAGGAGAACAUGGGAGAUUACUCUGGACAUGCAGCAGCAGUGAGGAGGAAUGACGCUAGCUCUCAAGUCUCGGUUCAUUCUAUGGGCCCCGGCCGCACCUCCAUGUUCGACGAGGUAACAAUUCUCGCGUGGAGGAGGAUAAGCGCGUGAGCUGCGGGUUACUUGAGUCAUGGUUCUCCGGACAAUAGUCGAUCAACAAGCAUAAUAAUCUCCCGCCCCCAAAUUUUAUGCCGAGACUUUGCCUAGGCAGAGUAAUUAGCCAUGAAAGAAGUGGGGGCGAUCGACGGUUACUGUAACAGUGAUCCAAAUUGCCGAUACAAGUGAUCCAAAUGUUUGAGUCAUUGUCACGCCGAAUGCCCACAACAGUGACUGAAAUGCGGCAAUUAACGACUCGGGUGCGGACCAGCAAGCAAUCAUCGCAUCAAAUACCACCACAGCGAUGACUGCGAGAGCAGUUAAUUAUAGUAGACAUGCGGGUUGCGCAGCCAUUGAGCCCAAUAAAUACUGCACUCCUUGUGCCUCCAGCAUCCUUAUCUGCGACCUUCCCUGAUGAUGCAGUCGGGCCAAUAAAGCUCUUUUUCCAACGACGAAUCUUCCUCUGAACUGGUUCCUAGAACGCACCACUUCACUUCUAUCGGCAGUAUAAUUAAUUAAAGCCUAAGUAACAUAUCAAUAAUUUGUUCCAGAGUAAAAUUAAAAAAGUAUGUGAAAGUGUGCUCUAUCAAGUCAUCCCCCCCUCAAAAAAACCGUGACGCGGUAUAUGAGCUGGACCAACAUGGGGGGUAGGCCGAAGUCCGACAGGUAUUAUUGGAAAUGUUCACACAACAUAUACCAACAUUUGGGGUGUGGUAGGACGCGCAUAUGCGGACUCACGCCGCAGCCACUGCGGUCCGAGCCACCCUCAUGUUUGAUGUUGUUUAAACUCCUGGUCAAGUGUUUGUUGUGGACCAGGGGGUGUGGUGUUACACAUAAGCGCGGGUUUACGUCGUGCCAGCAACUUACGGCCUCUCCCGCCUUGCUCAUGACACCGGAUACAGGUGGAAGAGGAGGAGAGAGUGCGCUGGAUGCAUCGAAAUCCUACUUUCACCAUAAACUAACUCACGCGCAAGUCACCGCCUCCGCUUUCACCCUACUGUGGAGCGCAUGGUGGACGUCGUCGGAAUCGACGGUCGAAUUGUGUGUAUGUAUCGAGUCACCUGAAGUCGCCAUACCUUUGAAAUUGAUUGUGACUGAUCGUUAGAUCUAACCGACGGUCGCAUGUGUAUGUGAUUCGCGUUAAGCAGUGGCUCUAAGUCUCGGUAAGUACUGUCCGCAUACCCACGUCUAGUCCGGAAGACAAAGGUUUGUCCCUGAUUCAUGGUGAGCGAGAGUGCUAAAAGAGAGUUUGAACAAAGAGUCGUAUAACUGAUAAAUUACUUACUGUAAUCUGGCCUACGGUAGGACUCGCAAAUAGUUGUUAUCUUCGUAUUGUAUCUUCGUGUUGCGCAAAAUCCUAGGGGAUACCUAUUCCCGUGCUUUAAUUUUAUCCCCAAAUCCCCAACCCCCCAAUCCUCUUAACACUAGCCCUAGUCUUAACCUGCCUAGUCCCAAAGCUAACCCCAGGAAUUUAUCGCAGGACUGCUUGUAAUACGGGUCCUUAUUACCAUGCCUAUCCUAGCCUGCCUUUAAAUAAUGCUUAAGAGCCAUGACUUGGAAGGUCAGCAACUGACGGGCUGAGUCGGUUCCUCUCCUGGCUGCUGGCCAAGUUGCGCUGAUUCCGCCCUAAUGAGGAUGUUAUGUCACGCUUUCUAAUGGAAUCCGUAACGCCUUAUUGUGACUGUUUUAUGUGAAUUAUGAGCCGGAAAGUGUGAUAAGUACAAAUGAGCCUUGAAUGUUAUCAGUCAGUGCAUCGGCGCCCAACUGCGGUCGUAUCCGUUCUGUCAUGACGUCGGAAAUUCCUAAAUGGGAAGAGGGUGAGUUAGGUGUCGAGUGCGUCUGCAUCAUUUCAGCAGAUUAACGUACAAUCUACUUGUUUACAACUACCUUACAACCUGUGAAGGACGACGAACCGCCGGGACUCUUCCAUAUCAAUAAAUCGCAGAUGGUGUUUCAAGUCAGAUGCGCACAGCUGAAAAUGUUAGCCCCCACUAAUUCCUGUCUAAAAAUUUAAAUCUAAAAUGAACACGAUUUCCGGGAGACGGUCCUUCAAAAUGCACCUUUGUCAAUUCCUCAUUGUUAAAUAAUUAUGUGAGUAAAAUGAUGGAGAGUUUUACAGCACGUUCCAACUAGUCGAACCAGAUUACACCAAGACAUCGCGGUAAGAUUAGACGAUCACCAUAACUAUCUAGUGUGUUUGCAAGAUUUAAGACACACUAACUCUUAAUGUCAGAUGGACAACACGAGAGUCUUGGUCAAAAAUGCAUAUGAUGCAGGAAUGGGAACCCCAUAAUACAGGUUACCUCGGGCUAUUUUCAGGAAGGGUACCUAUCCCUACCCUAACCCAAAUCGUAACCAUAACCUUGACUUUAACCCUAGUCUCCUGGGAAUUUGACUCUAGAUCACUCGGUUUACGGAGUGAUUCCUACUCCAGUGUCGUACCCAAAAAAUGGCUAUUUACUGAAAAACCGAUACCUGAAUAUAUAGAGUUGCAAUUAAUGAUCCUCAGCAUUCAUGGGACAGGCUACGUGGGUAAUAUCCCUGAUUAUUUAUGCCAUGCGCCAGCCUACGUGGACUCUAGGUCACAUCUACUUUAAAUCAGUGAAUAAACUUUUUACAUGGGUUUGCGUAUAUUCGGUCUCAGCCAACAGCAGGUGAGUCCGCUAGCUCGACUGAUAGAGGCGUUUAAUUUGAAUAACUAAUGAGCAUCUGAAUAAUGAUAACUAAUAAUUCUGGCGUUGCCCUUCCAGUUUUUUAGUCUUUGUCGGCGACAUUCCUAAGCUAUCUGAAAGUAACUGGGUUUUCUUCAGCUCAUUCAACCUUCCGCGAUGAAAUGGCUUCCGUGUCGGUAGUGCGAAUUGGAGGAAAUAAUUCUAACCCAGUAUUUUAAAGUAGGCUAAGCAAAAGAUACAGCGACUUUUUCCAAGAGCAGUACCGUUUUGCCUCCGAUUAAAAAUCACAAGUUCUUUCAUAAGAAAUUGCAGAGGUUAUACAUUUAUUCUCAUUAGCAUAAUAGACACCAAGUGAGAUGUACAUUCUAACUCAAAUUGAAGGGUCGGUAACUAACACUCGCGUCGAGAGCCAACAAUUUUGCGUUUUUCUUUACUGAAUAUGGCUGAGCAAUCGAAAACAGUUGCGCGCUCCAAUGUGUCUUCAGCCCACAGUGUAAUGUGUUUGUUAACUCAAGUAUGGCACGCACACACAUACGCGUUUCAUCAGCAUUAUGUCCUCCGCAUUACAAUUCUUAAGCAAUUCGGGUGGAUUCGUUUACUUUUGACGGUCUACAACCGCCAAAUCAGGAUCAUCUUUCUCGACGCACACGCUUUUUGCACUGGUACAGCCAACCAACCAUAGCAUUGAAGCCCACCCGCCCUGGACUUUUAAUACAACGGCUUCGAAUUUGGCUUUAACCAUGCUUUGACCAGUUACACCCAUCAAUUUACAGCAAGGAAGAAUUAAAGCUUCCUGUAUCUCAUUCUUGCCUUUCUUGUGGCCUUCGUUUUGGCCAUUACCUGCUGUCCACGGCAACCGACCCUUACGAUCGCAGUUUUUCGUCCUAUUCUGUCACACAUAUGUUUAUAGAGUUUGGUCAGGCUGUCAAAUCCGAUGGCCACUAAUGAUUAACGUUGAUUUUUGCUUCGCCUUGAAAAGCAUAUUGUUAGCUUAAAUCCAUUCUUUCUAUGGCGCCUUGACUAUAUACAAGGCGAACUAAGUUGCUAUAGGGCUAGUGAUCUAAAACCGCAUUUUCCAUCUGCAUCAAGGCUGCAAAGGCACCUUUGCAAGACGGUUCAUCGGUGCGCACUACGGGGGAGGCGUUCAGUUGUGUGGACAUAGAAGAAACCGGCCUUGAUUUAUAGCAGUCGCAGCUGGGCUAAGACGCUACAAUGCGUGUCCUGUCACAAGCGCAGAGAAUAAUUACUCAACAGUGAGAUAUUUGACAACGGUCUUUUGCACAAAUGCAACGUGCGCCUCAUCCGCAGUCAGCGUCCCUAAGCAGCCGAAUGGUACAAUUGAUAAGCAACUCGAAUUCGGAGUACGAAUAGCGUCUGUGUCUUCCCUUCAAAAUUGGUCCCCUUUAAGCUGUUUCGUCAGGACUGAAUAUGUAAGCCCACUGAGAAAAUAGGACACAGGGACCCCCGAAAUGCGGGACAGGCGGACGUACCACUUAACGGAAUAUAAGUGAGGUAUUGAGAAAACUCGCAUUUCUGUCAUAUGUUUAUUGUAAUACUCCAACGAGACGCCGGAACAAACUGCACAAAUUGAAAGAUACGAAACAGGACGUGCAAACGGGCGGAAAAUAUAUAAUCCACAAUUAUUGGUCAAAGAAGGCCAGCUUAGGUAAGACGGUAUGUGGCAGGACAAUUAAACUCUUACCAUAGUUUGAAGCCUAACCUUGACCUUGACCCAAUUUUAUUCAUUCUCUUAGUCUUAACUGGUAAAGUAGCGGCAUUAUAGUAUGCCUUCCAAAGACAAAUAAGUAUGCCAGUUAUGGUAGUCAAAGCAUGGGUUUGAAUAUUUGACCACUGCCAACUGUUGCCCCAGCAAGCGGAUGCCGAAGUUAACCCGCGGUGCUUAAGAAGUACUCUUAUUGCAUGAGGUUGUCAGGGGUAGCAGAGGCCAGCAUUCUAAAUCCCAUGAAUGACUAGUUCACUUGCAUGAACGUUUCCCAUUUGACAGCCUUCUUAAAGGUUCCAGUCGACACUUCGGGUAUUUCGGCGCACGCUAGUAUUGCACGAUUUACCGGUUCCAGCUAACAUAUAGUCCCUUUUGGCAUACCUCGUUGGAAGUCGUGGGCACUCUGGUUCGUCGUAAUAUUCCCUAAAACCGCAAGCACCGGUGCCUGUGAAACUCGCGUACCUGGAUGCUCGAAUACUGUUCUAACCCGCCAGAAUUCCACGUGUCUGGUUUUUUAAAUUUGCCUAUGAUAUCAAAAACAGGAUACAUUUCCUGCUGAAAGAUCUAUCUUCAGAACAGCCAGUGAGGAUGUUUGUGCCUGUUUGAUUCUUAAAGUAAUUGAAGAGAUAUGAAACUGGUUUACAUUAAACAGAAUUCUCAGUUACCUGAUGUGAAAUAUUUGUGCCUCUUAAAACGUUUCAGUCGCUGAUAAAUGGCAUAAAUCGAAUAAAAUUAUUCAAAUUAUCUGCCUAGAGUAAAGUAUGCUGGUUGAAAAAGGAAUUUAUGGAACAAGUUGGAAAGUAGAGGUUUCCGAAAAUUUAACCACGCGGAAACGACCACAGCUUAAUAGAAUGCUGUGAAUUGCUACAUCUAACAAAGUAAAUACAUUGAACAAAAAUCAUUACAGUUCGGGGGGGGGGGGGUUUAUACGCCACAAUGGAAUUUUUUGGGAUGAUCAUCGUUUUUAAAUGGUUUGAUAAUACGGUGUGAGCAGAGGAAAUACUCUAUAAAAAAGCAAUGUAGUCGCAGCUUCUACAGGCUAUCGUAAAUGCUGGCUAGUUAUUUUAUCCACACGAAAAUUGUGCAUCUCUAGUCCAGAUAAAUUCACGAGCAGAAUGCAAUAGAUAGCACCAUGGCACUCCUCUGCACAUUGUGACGGGCGGUAUCUGUACAGUGAUUCGUAAGAAAAACGUAUCCUGAAUUUUCAGUAAUCCCCAUCCCGGUCCAAACGAAGAACGUGUUAGGCAGUUGGUUAUGGGAUCUCGGGUUUUGUAGGUUAGAGUAAAAAUAGCAGUUAACAAAACAGUUUGAUUUAAGAAACGUUCUGCUAGCUUCAAUGACCUCUCGAGUGCAGUCUAGAAGGAAUAUUCCGAUUUCGUAAAAUUUUUGAACUGAUCCUCUGCAGGUUAUUUUGUUCCAAGUGAUGCAAAUGAUUGUACUCCGUUGGCGGAUGAUCAGAUGAACAUGCAGCUUAAUGCCGCUAACUUUAUAUGGUGGUUUUCUAAAUGUGCUGCCGAGCGUUCUGAUGCCGCAUAACCAGUCCGUCUCUAAUUAUUCAUUAUGGCUGUUUUAUUUGCUGGUAAUGUAGUUCACCCGGCUGCAGCCAAAAUUAAUGCUUAAUUGCCCUUGAAGACCUGAAGAGAGUUUCUGGAACAUGCCUAGAUGUAGCAUAUGCGCUUACGCCCGGUACAGACCUUUUCCGGUUAUGAUGCAGGCUUCACUUUUGGUCGCAGGCAUGAUUUACUUCAAUUAUUCAUUUUUUUAUAUUCCUAACGGCCAGCUGUGUACGUUCAUGCGCACGCCGUACUUUCUUGAUGUGCGACAGAUCGCCUUCAGUACUAUUAAAAAAGUGUAAAAGCGCCUGUGCCGGAAAUGCUUUACUCUAUGUUCUUUCCAUAAGUGAAUCCGGUUUAGUGCAGCAAGAAAGUGAUCGUAAGCGACGAUGAGGUCAAACUUCAACUUAACUGAUCCCCGACUUAAGCUUUAGCGACCUAAGAAUAGAUUAGAAUCUAUUCUGUCAACAUAUUUUUCAAGCAAGGCCAUGGAUUUUAAUUUUUGGCUUUGUGUAGCCGAAGAUGGCCAGGGCGACAGCUGUACGUCUAUCGCUGUUAUUAGAAUUACCCGAACCUAACUAUCUGGUCGAUCGCAAACAUUUCGUAUUGUAUUUUUCUUUCAAAAGUCUAAACCACGCUCCUACAUGCAGCCGAGGACAAGCUGAUUUUUUACAAUCAUCCAAUCAGCCCAUUGGUUACUUUCUCUUUAGUUCAUUUGGCUUCGCAUUAACCAUUGACUCCGUUAGCACUCAACCAUAUAAUCGCAUUUGCCUGAUAAAAACAUAACUAUAAAAAGCACAUGUACUGCACAUUCUCUUGUUAAUUAAACCCAUGCACAAAUCGCGUAUAUAUGAUGUUUCGCCUGUAUUUCUGCACCGCUUUAGAAAGAGGAACCCGAUAAAAAAACAUUUGCAAUUAUCCCCCAGGGAUGUCGUCUACAUCGCGGGCAAAAUACUUCUGCCAUGUUUAGAUACCGGACUAUCAGAUAAAUAAUACAUUUUCUCUAAAAUACAUUUUCGAUUGGCAUAUUUUGCAUCGGGGAUAAAUCUGCGUACAAACUAUUGACGAAGGUCGUUAUAAUUAUAGAAUAUUUUGCGCACAUUUUGACAGUCUUUGAAAGUAAGAUAUUUUAUGUUCAGAGGGAUUAAAUACUGCCCAUUUUAUUCUUGUAUGAAAAAAAAAACAGGGAAAGUGUGUAUUGGAAACUGUGAUUUAUUCAUGUUCCUUCUUUAAGUAGCCGUUCUCUUCGUUUAAAUCCCAUAAGUGGAGGAUUUUCGUAAAUAUCACUAGAGUGGUUAUUUUCCCUGUAACCAUAGCCUAGCCAGCUUUUGCAAUCAUACCAACGUUUCACCUCGUAACCAUCCAUUAGGAUAUUUAUGUCUUCGCGUGUUGUGGUAUGAACUCAGUGAGAUCCUUAUUGUUUGACAAUCUUAACAUUCCACUAAAGUAAAUAAAAGAUUGUCCUUCGUGAUCGAGGAUUUACACUUAACGUGCACUACAGUGCUGAGUACUUGCACAGAAAAAACCUCACCGGUUAUUCGCACACUCGCCACACUUCAAAGGCAGGAGUAAGUCAAAACGAAUGGAGGCAAGCCUGUAUGCAAUGAAUGCCCACGCAUUAACCUCCGUCUCCUAUAUUUCGUAAAUCCAGGUCCCUCGAGAGACGUGAAUCCACCUUAUUGCACUAUGCUAUCGUAUCUGUUUGGCUGACAACCUCGUGCGGAACCGUGAUAACUUCCUAGUUUCCCCAGACAAGACUGAGUCAGAUCUGAUAGAAAUUAACCCUGACGUAUGUGCCGGUCAGCGAUUUUAAUGCCAUUAUCUCGCAUGCCACACAUGCACGAGUGUCCUUGUUCCCAGUGUAGUUAGCGCUGUCAUGUCAAACCCAAUGUGUGGCUUAAAUUCCGUCAUCAAGCCAGUCCCCGAGGGGAAAUCUGCUUCCAAACAUAAACAAAUCCCCGGCUGUCCACGUACUUAUUGUCCCUUAUCUGCUUGUUUGCCAUCGCCAGAUGUCAAGCGGUCCCCUAGUUUUCAUUCACCGCACUGCCGACGAACCGACUGCAAAAGUUAUAUCCCAGGGUAUUUAUGAUGACAGCUUCUAUUGGGAAACCAUCCACCGGUCACCGGAGGCUGGUCAGUCCGCUGUCUCCACCUCGGGACACGCGGUGACAGGAAGCAAUGCUGCUGUCCCCACCACAGCCUCUCCAUUAACCUCCGCAUACACGGCCGGAAGAUCUUCCGUGUCUACCUCAAGCACCCAGCAGCCGCCGCUGGUCGCGACGGUGGCUCAGAAGGUGACGCAACAGAGACUCCUGUAUGACCGUCCUCAGCCCCCAUCCAGCACGGCCUCCUCCUCCUCCGAACUAAUUUGUGAUUUGUCUGCAAAUGACCUCCUGUCGUCCGACUGGACUAGCGCAAGUGCUCACUGCGGACAUUCCGAUCCCAAUCUUCGGUGAGCAACGUAUUCUGCUACUGUAUAUUAUCUCACUUUGACUGGCUAUGGGCUGAAUGCACGCCCCUGGAUUUUUACUUUUCUGAGAUAGAAGACGAUUUAUUUAACUAGAUAUUUAGUUGGACAGGGGAGUAUGUAGACCCGUAUUGCAGGCACCCUCGUGUUAAAUUCCAGUGGAUGUACCUAUCUCCUCGUGUCCUAGUCCUAACCCUAACCUCUCUGUAGGUUGGCAUAAGGUCGACUAUAAUAUGGGGGUACUUAUCCCCAUGUUUAAUCAGAUACUUCAUAAUAAGCGGGUUCUAUCUACAGUUAUUCUAGCGCUUGAGUCUCCUUAUCAGUUUCAGGAGGUUUAAAAUUACCCGCUUUCAUAAACAGGAUGGGUUUUAUCAGGUCCUGAUGAAUCUUGAUAUCAGCCCGUUUGAUUUGUGAUAAAUUCUAAAAGCACCGGUCUGAAGAGCUGGCGGUCAUUUCAUCCCGCGCUUUUGUCAAUGUUCUUUCGCUUUAGCUGUUACAUGGGUCCGACGACAUCCAAAAGCUGAAUUUCUUCACAUGCGAUUUGCUUGCUGUGAAUGCGCCUCGAUCCAUGUUUCAAUCUAAUUUCGGUUGUCCUGCAAUUUUCUUAAGUGAAAUAGAGAGCAUUGACCCGUUUUCUUGUUCCUGGAAUUACCAUUCUUACCGUUAAGAAAGCGGCUGAUUGCGCAGCUCUUUCAGUUGCCUGUAGUGAACUGGUUGCAGUUAUUCUCAGGAGUAAACCUAUGGAUUUCAUUUCAUGUCAGUCGUUAAUUUUAUGUCAGCUUGCCAGGAGGUCUCAAAUGAACACAUGCUGCGAAUUUUGUGGAUUUUAGCAAUUCUACGUGUCUAGUUUCACUUGAAAUAGUAUCACCAAGGUUUACGGACCUGAUUAAUGUCAUUUGGGUUGGCAGUAUUAGUCGGUUUGAUUAUAAUACUCAGUGAUUUUUUUACUUCGCUGCUCGUCAGUGUGCCACAAUUAUUUUCCGUGGCUGCAUGAAGCAAAUCCAAGGGUUUCAAGGAGACUUCGCAAAUUCCUUCAUGUCAUGAUAUUACUGUUAGUAAACGCAACUUUAUAGAUUUUUCAGAACUUAUUUAGUGAACGUGGAGUGUCAUUUUCAAGACAAAACUGUUGGCCCCAGAUAUGACUGUUAGGUAUCUAUAUCGAAUAUCAUCGGACUCAGUGAAACAACCGCUUAACGAAACGUGUAGUUUUGUUCGGAGAUUUUAAACAAUCAUGGGAUUAGGUAGCUGCAGGCCAGCUUGUUAAGGUCAGCCUAAUUCAUAUACAAGGACCUCGGUCGAAGGCUUCCGAUUUCAGUGAGAAACGCAUUUUGAAUCUGUCAAAUUAGCGGUAUUCUAGGGUUGCGCGCAAAACCGGUACUGUCCAAAAGACCGGAAACGUGCUUCACCGCAUGCCACAAUUGUAAAGUCUCCAAAUGUUUCGUACUGGGUUUCGACGAUUACCCAGCCCUACUCACAGAAAAUCGAUGAAAACUCUCACUGGAUGGUUAUUUAGUAUCAUAGCGCAGAGGAUGGAGAAAGAGUGUCUGGAGCACCAACCUACACCAGGUGUACUCGUCUCACCAGUCUGUACUGCCCCCGAAUAUUCAACCACCAAUUGACCCUAUAUUAGGCCACAUACACAUUAAUACAAACAUGCGGCAAAUCAUUACCGGUCACAGCACACUACCUCAUCUCUCCUCACGAGCAUCUGCAACGCACACCAACAUCACUCAUCAGCACACAAUUGGCACCUCUCACGUAAGUGAUGAGUAUGCCUCUCGACUCCCUCUGGUCCAUUUUUGUUGCUGGAUAAAAUCCUGGUCAAGCCCCUGUUGUGGACAGGGUGGUGUGGUAGUAGACCUAUGUCUGAAUCCGACCGUGCCAGCCACCUGCGCCCUUUCCCGUCUCCGGUCUUCUUGACUAUGUCUUGAUACCGGAUUCUGGGAGAGAGGGCAGGAGGAGGAGGGAGGGCAGUGGAUGCUGCGUAAAUCUACUCUCAUUGUAAAAUAAUUCACGCGCAGGUCACCGUGCGUGCUUCACCCUAUUGUGGGGUAAACGGUAGACGUGUUUGGACACGUCGACGGAACAGUUACCGUCUAGCGCCACCGUAGAAAGACUAUGAAAGAAUUUUUGGUACCGUGCUUUGUACUGUUAACCACUCAUAAGUCUGAAUUUAAGGUGUAUUAUUUGACAUCCACAUAACGCACUAACGUUCUCCUGAGGUAGAGAUUUGGCAAAGAUCUGUGCAUCGCUCUACUGAUUUUCUGUGUCCUAUGAAAACAUCAAGUAUAACUUUGGCUCAGACGGCUGGAAACAUGAGCGAAGUCCAAAAGCGGUCAGAUGUCGGCAGCGUCACUCGAUGAACGUUUCCGGGUCACUCUAUCGCUUUUCUAGACUCUUUAAUGUUUGAGCCUGUCGACCUCCUUGUGUUUGCUGUCUUGGCGAAGCGUUUUUGCACUCAAUUUUGCGUAGUUGGCGUUCGUUCUAGACUCAAGGAAAGGGCAGACCUAUCGAAGUUGUUAUAUUGCUCAAUCAAAUUUAAAAUGUGCACGUAGAACUUAUGAGAUCGAAUGAGUGUUAAUUGUCCUAAUUUUUCGAUCGUAUUGUAGGAAUAUCAAAGACUUGGGAUAUACGACGAUGUCUUUCAACAACCUCUCCAUUACCAAACCUGGAGCUGCCCAUCGGGACCUGUGGACUGAAAACAACUUCACUGUUCUACCCUCCUUCACUGAAGUAGCUUCAAACUGCAGUCAGUCGGCAGUCAGCUCCAACAGCUUCUCCAUGAUUCCAUUCAACAACAACAACAACAAUACCAGCUAUCAAUAUCCAGAAUUGUGUCAGAACCAACAAUUAACCAGGUCUUCUGCGGGCUUUUUCUCGAAGCAGCGCCCUCGCGACAAAUCAAUCACCGUAACGACUCAACCUCCGCCGGUGCCGGCCCUAAGCGUGGACCCAAAGUCGACAAUCUUCUUCCCGCAUCCCACUGCCAACAACGACCUCGUUGCGGACUUCUUCGUUCCGGAGAACUUCAUCGAUACAGCUGCCAACAGCAGCAGCACGGCCACUAUCGUGAACAACCGCAACGGUUUUCUGCCCAACAACUCCGACAUAAAUACAACCAACUAUCCCUUUUACGUUGGGACAUCUCCAAUGGUUGACACGAUCAUCGACUACCAGUGGCACCAAAGCUUGAAUGUGAAUGGCGGUGACGUGUCUACCGGUGGUUUCGCUUCCACCACUGGCAAAAACCCCCCAGGACGGAUGGACUCGAUAAACAGCGUGGCACCUCCGGCCAGUGGCAGCACCAAUACCAACGACGGUGGUUGCGCCACAACCGAAAGCGGUGGGACCGGGAGUGGAACGGUGACCUCCGGGACUCAACAAGUCUCUACCAGCCGGCGCAGUAAUGUUUCCGACCGAAUUGGCCUCGUAAAGCAGGUGCGACCUUCCUCAGACACCAAUGUCAUCUCCCUCACCGACAACCCUGGCGCCCCGAUGCUCAAGGCUGACAGCACCCUCUCCCUGGAUACUGAGUCGAGGGCUAGGGCUUGCUGUUUCUGUUGGUGCUGCUGCUGCUCUUGUUCCUGGUCAGUUUGCAAUCCUCGUUUUUUUACAGUUAUAAACAAAAGUUUUUUAAUCAAAGAGUACUGAAAAGUGCGUUUUGAGUUGUGGCUACAAAUACAAGGGUCAGAUAACUAUCUAGCAAGUAUAUAUCGGUGUAUUUUUGUCAAGGAGAAAAUGUAAGUCCGUUGUAUGCGGUCACUAAGGUAAGUAACAGAUGUAGUCGCACAAAAUGUUUAGUUCGGCCUAACCUCCAGCUUUCAUUACUGGUCACUUUAAACUGUGACGGGAAUAUCGAUCCACCUUAGUAAUCACUUCGACUAGCGUACCAACGCGUGCAGGACCAAUGUACAGUACGUGACCGAUCUCAUGAAAUGUUGGCCGAAAUUCUGAAAUGCGUUUUCGACUAGGAAGGAUCAAUAAGGUGGCGUUGUAAUAUUCAUCAUCAUGUAGCGUAAUCCUUUAGUGUUUCGGAAUUGCCAAGAGGUCGGCAUUUUAAUGCACCUCUUUCUGACUUCCCGCAGAAACCGUACUUGGCAAAAGAUGACUACUUAAGCACCAUGCAUUUUUCGCAUCGAUUUUCGAUGGUCUUAUAAAUUCAAAUAUAUGUUAUGGAAAACAUGAACAAAAAUAUGUUUCCUUUACCUGUUUGAUAGAAAAUCCCAGUUUAUUUAUAUUUUUUAGCCUAAGGAAGGUUAUCUUGCGGUUAUAAAAACAUAUCCAAUUAUGAGAUUUUUAAGACCGUGUGGUGUCCAUAUAUACAGCAUAACACGUGUCAGUUUACCAAUGUUCCACUUGAAGCGUACAAAGUGAACAAAAAAUAUGUUUUCUUUUACCAGAUGGUAGAAAAGCACAUUGUCUUCACAUUUAGUACCCGAAAAAAUGUAUGUUUUGGUUUUGAAAAAGUUUCCCAAUUCCCUAAUAAUUUUGAGCCUGAUCAGCAUUUACUUUAGUUUUUAGCGAUUUCAGGCUACAGGCUGCAUGCGAUCCGUGUAAGGAAAAUCAUAAAUUACUCUAUACUUUUAUAAUAGGAUGCUGUAUAGAGUUCAUAAAAGUUUGCAAUAGACACGGACUUUUUUGUACGCUUUACGUGGAAAAUUGGUAAACUGACACGUGUUAUGCUGUAUAUAUGGACACCACACGGACUUAAGAAUCUCAUAAUUGGAUACUUUUGAAAACCGAAAGAUAACCUUCCUUAGGCUAAAAAAUAUAAAUAAAAUGUGAUUUUCUACCAAAUAGGUAAAAGAAAACAUAUUUUGUCCAUGUUUUCUAGAAAAUAUAUUUGAAUUUAUAUGACCAUCGAAAAUCAAUGCGAAAGAUGCAUGCUGCUUAAGUAGUCAUCUUUUGCCAAGUACGGUUUCUGCAGAAUGUCAGAAAGGAGUGCAUUAAAAUAUUGACAUCUUGGCGAUUCCGAAGCACUGUAGGGUUAUGCUACAUGAUGAUGAAUAUUAUAACGCCCCCUUAUUGAUCCUUCCUACUCGAAAACGCAUUUCAGAAUUUCGGCCAACAUUUCAUAAAAUCGAUCACGCACUGUAUGUGCUGAGGAAAACUGUAUAGCUUACACAGGUAGACCAAAUGUUGAAUGUCACGCCUUUUUGUAGUCCCUGUAUCAAGUCACGUGCUGUGCCUAGCUUCCUCCCCGACGGUGUUAAAAUUGUCUUGUAACUGAAACACGUGGUGUGCGGGAGAGGUAAAGUGAUUUAGAUGCAGCACGAGUCCACUUCAUUAUAAACUCGUCGCAUGUGGCUACUAAGUCACCAUCGUCUGAAUAUCGAUUGAUCAUCGGCGUGCGUCUCCCAUCUCUCUGUAGUAAAAGACCCGAGACACUUUUUAGUUAGGGAAAGGAUAGGCGCACGUCUUUGUAUUGGAGCAGAUAAAAUUUUCACCUGCAAAAUGUCUGGACAUUAUUGUUUCACAUAGGCAAGGAAUAAAGAUUUCACUAUUCAUCUAAUUGGAUGUCUGACUGGGGAGUUUCACUUCCUUAAAGGACGUGGGGAAGUAAUCGGUGGACGUUGACGUUGAGCAGCACGAAUAAACAAGUAACAAAGUCCAAAUCCGGUUGUCAAAACAACCAAAUUUUCUAAUUAGAGUAGGGGAAAGUGCCCAUGGGUUAGUGGGGUGAGGAAAUAAGAGCUCUAUGUUCAAAACCCCACGCAUGCAUUCGGGAAACAUCACGUGUGUAGCACGUUCAGACGUGUGUUCAGCUUCAACAGCCUCUGCGUCGACAGACAACUUCAGUCAUCACGACUUUAUCUUGCUGCUGUUUGGGUUUGCAGAAAGAGGGCGCUUGAACUGCCGUCCUGGUUUCCCUUACAUCCUCCUAUUCACGCGCAGAUCUCCGCUGCGUCUUCGGAGGUUGUUGGACUCGUGACUUGUGUCAGGCGAUUCUUCAAUUCAUUUGAUAGUUUACCUUACCCCAUCAGCAACUAGAAGGCUCAUCUAGUGUUCUCUGUCUCAUAUACCGCGUGUGAAAUAUCACACUACACCUACUGUACUUUUCAAGACUUGCAUCUAACUAAUUUAAGUGUAAAAUACCCUCAAAAUGGGCCAGAAAUAGGUUGAAGGGUGCGAUGGCCAGAAAAAGAAAUAGAAAACAUAAAAAGCCGAGGCAAGGAGUUAAGUGAGAGUGCUUAAAGGCUUUACAUAUCUUGAACGUUUGAGGGAUCUCCGAUCAGUAUUAAGGUGUUUUACGGUCAGUCUUUAAUCCACAAGAACUUCAUAAUAGGUAGUGCGUAUGGUUACUGAAAUAGGCCACAAUCUAUAUAGAAUAUUUCUUGAGAAGGCGAAUGUCUCACAUUACUACUUCUUAAAUUCUUACUCCCGAAUCCCAACUUCCACCAAAUUACCCACAUUCUGAUUAAACAUUACAAUUUAUGGAUAUUCUAAAAACCUCGCAUUUUGAAAAGCCUGCUUUUACAAACGUCCUGGUCUGACCUCUAGGAAAGGACCAAGUGGAUGAGCUCUUCAAUGAGAGAUUCAACGAGGUCAUCGAAUUAAACUUUGUCAAGAUCCUUUAAAUUGUCCUCCUUAAGGUUCAGCUUUUGAGAUUAUGUCGCUGAAAUGUAGGCCAUCUAGAACUAAGCGUACUUAAACAUGCGAUAAGGACUAAAAAUUGUUCAAAAAUGAUUCAAAAACCCGAAAUCUUCAAAAUUUAAACCGUCAGUGCUAUGAUAAGACCUGUUUCACCACCACUGCAUUAUAAACGAUGGUCAUUCAUUGGGAUGUUAAGUUGUCAUAUGGGAUACCUUACUCUGACAUACGAUCGAAUAUUUAGCUUUUAAUUGCCAAAUUCACAGUAACAGAGGGCUCAACAAACUCAAGAUUAUAAAGUAUGCCUUUCAGUAAACGAGUAGGUGGACUUCAUCAAGUUCUUCGUUGUCAAACACUACCGGAGUUUGCUGUAGGAGACGUUUUUUUCAAAAUUUUACCAUUGCUUCAAGCGCUGUUGCAAGACAAAAUGAACGGAAAGGCGAUUCUGAGAGAGCUUUUUCUGGUUGUUUGAAUCAACUGUCUUCUGACUGCCUAGAAUAUUGUACUUUCUUCCCAUUACAUCUUGUAGGCAAAGUUAUUAAACUCACGCAUUGAUCUCCCCGAUUGUCCCUUGACAAGUGCACCAUUGACCAUUUUACUAUUCACCUCAAAACGGCAAUGUUUUGUCUGCAGUCUGCAGUCGGCACUGGCGAAUUCUGUUACCUAAAUUUUCAUGCUUAUCUAGUGUCGUGGCAUAUAUAUUGUUGCGUUGAACGCCAUAGACGAGGAUGAAGAUAAUUUCUACUAUCUCCCGUCAGGCAAAUCCUCCUUUAUCUCGCCUAAUUAAAUUCCUUGUGGAUGAAGUUGACGCGCGUUGUCUGUGCUGUGUAGCCUGUCAGUUAGCAGUCAGUCUGUUAGCCACACAUAGAGGCUAAAUUAGUGUUUAAUUUUUUACAACACAUAUAACCAAAUGCGAACUGAGUCUGCUAGGACUUUCUCGAUCAACAUUCUUGGGAGUGAAUUAGGUGCCUUCGAUGCAGUCGUAGGCCGUCGGACUCAUGUGUAAAGUCAGAAACCCAACAGAUCUCAUUUCGCCUCGAUGCAGCCACUCUAAAUUCAAUGAAUGUACUGUCACGGUAAAAACACAUUAGUGGGCUAGAUUAUCGGAUGCAAAGAAACUGUCUUGUGUCAAUUACCUCAGACAUUGCCCACCGCGAAUACUUUAGGUGUGCAGUACAGGAUUUAAAAAUGACACAUUGUACCGUGUGCAGUGGUUCAUAUCUGUGGUGGUGUUCAUCGAGCACAUAGUGGCCGGCGUGUGGUAAUCUAAAACCAAUGGAGAUCCUGGUCGUCCAGGUGACGACAGCUAUUCCAUCACCGCUUUGAGAGAUAAAGGCUACAAAGCUCCUUUGGGCUGAAUGAUUUAACUAGAACACUGGCCCGUGAACGAAUUCCCGAAUCGACGGACAAUGUGAUGGGGUAGACCUAUGAGUCGGGACACGUUUAUAAUAUGAGAAGUGUGCUUCGUUGCGCUUUCGAACACCCCAGCAGCCAUUUUCCUUUUUAUAAAAGAUCAGGACAGAAAACACGAGUUAGGAGCAGCCAGGUCACCGAAGCCACCGUUCUCGAUGCUGUUCGUCUUCACGGGGCCUUUGGAAUUUAAAGGUCACACAAAUUCAUGUGCAUGUAACAACAUCCUCAACCUAGAUCGACAUAAUUUAGGCUGGUCUAGCUUACUUGCCGGACGGUCUGGUUGAUUCGCAUCCUACUCAUUAUUUCAUAAGGCUAUCACCGGCCAUUUUACUUGUAUACACAGCAUUCAAGUCCCACCUGGCAUUGACUCAGUGAAGCGGUCAAACCAGAGUAUUGAAGAUCAACAUCGAACGGAGACCCAGAUCCUCGAACCGAGGUACGUUCAAAUCUCAUGAGACGGACGUCUCGAAAUUAGUUCUUUGAACUUUUAUAUUUAAAGCACCUUUUGUCAAAGUCUCCUCUUUGCUCCCACAUUAUUGUGGGAGAAAGGCAUCUACUCACUAGAGGGGAGGCGUUACACUUAUUUGCUUCUGACUGCUCUUUUUUGCUCAGCUCAGAUAGGUGCCAUGACGUCUGGGAAGAUUAAUAAAUAACUGGACAUUUAAAAAUUGGGUAGAGAUCUUAAUUUAAUGUAGAUGUUCAUGUUAACAUGGAAUAUUGUUUCCUGGAUAUUUUGGGGCGAAUUGCGCAUAAGCAUGGUCUCAAGAUUUACCGUCUAGAUAUUUUAUAUUCUUUCUAAAUCAAAUUCAUCCAGAUAUGUACUGGAAAACGGGCAUCCCGAGAAAUUUAAUUAAAAAUAAGUGAGAUGCUUUGGGAAGAUAAUAUCCUUUAAUGCGUAAAUUUUUGAGUCUGGUUCCCCAACCCGUCGUCAGAAUUUUGGGUGAUGUACAAACACAGUUAACUAUUUAACCAUGUCGUACAAGUGAUUCUAUGGUUGGCCGAAGCCUGCGUUAAUGUGCGUCAACGGUUUUUCGUCAUCCCCUCGGCAUUGGCUGUGUUUGCUUCCAUUUUUCCUUGAGAAAUGUGUAUGUGACAUCUAAAUCGAUAUGCCGAUCGAUGCAUGCCUCAUCUGGGUGCAUUGCCUCCAGGAAUUCGCGGCCUUUCUUUAUUGGGCAGGCGCCAACAAUGUAAGUGUUCUCCCAUGCAAACUGGUGUCCAAUGUCCAGUGUGUGCAUGGCCACCUGGGAUAGAUUAUCUUGCCUCCUGUUGUAAUGGAGGAUUUUCGCCGUAUCAGUAGCCUUUCGAAAGACACCAGUCUGGAGGGCACCGCCGUCCUGUCUCGGCACCUGGACGUCCAGAAAAGGGAUUUCUCCGUCCUUUUCUUUCGCCAUUGUGAAUUUAAUUUGGGAGAAAAUUUAGUUCAACUUUCUUUUGAAGGUCUCUUUUACGUCUCGACGUAGGAUGACAAAGGUGUCAUCCACAAUUUUGGCACGUAGGACUGAAAGGCCCGUGUUUCCAGUUCUUGCAGAAGCGCCUAAGCUAGGUGCCGGAGAUUGGUGAUCCCAUCGGGGUUCCCCGGAUUUGCUCGUGCGCAUGGCCAUUAAACGUGAAGUACGUGCUCAAACAGUAGUCCGAUAGCUCCCUUAUCUGCUUCCUUCUCAGAGGUCUAUUCUCUUCAUCGCACCUCUUCUUCAGUAUGCCACUUAUGACCUUCGUGGCUAAUUCUUUAGGGAUGGGGGUGAAAAGGCAGACGACGCCGAAGGGACCAUUAUUUCAUCGGAGGCUAUUUUGACGCCUCAGAGUCUUUCCAGGAAGUGUGUUGGGGAUACAGCUUUGUGUUCUAGGCCCACAGUCAGCUUUUUCAGAUGUUGGGUAAGCCAUUUAGCCAGACCGUAGGUAGUUGUACCUUUCAGCCCCACAAUUGGCCGUAAAGGAACGCUUGAUUUGUGGGUCUUUGGCAGUCGAUAGAAGUGUGCUAUGACAGCAUCUUGUGGAUUCAUCUGUCGCCAAUCGUUCUCAGAUAUUGCCUUUAGUUUCCUAGUUAGACUCAGGUUCUUCUUGAUUUUUGCCACCAGUUUUAUACAUAUAUAUGCAGUGUAGAGGUGGUAGGCAUUCCAAGACGAUAUAAUGAAAAAGAAAGAGGUUUUUCGGAAAAAUAUUUUUUCUGAAGAACCCGUUCUUUUUUCAUACAUAUAUCUUGGAAUUGAGUUCACAGAUCAGGCCACGGGAUAUGCGCAUCCUGCAUUUGACUGCAAAUUAUAUUUCUUGGAAUGCACAUCGUCCACUUCAUAUAUGUAUGUGCCUGCGCAGACUGAAAUUUUCGGCAAAGACAUGGGAGACUAAAACAGGUGUUUCUGGCUUACUCGCCGUCAUUAGCUGGACAUACGUAGUCCCAGGUUUAAGCGACUCCUAAGGCCUGCACCUGCAUUCCGCUUGUUAGAAGUCCAAUGCCCCAGUCCGAUCACAACCGACGGAAUAACGAGCGUUUGACUCCUAACCAACAAAAUGCGAGUUCGGACCCCAGAGGUUGCAAAAGCCUGCGAUUAGAUAUGACUGGCUAUUGACGAUUAGUAAGCCAGAAAUGGCCAUUCCAGUCUCCCUUGUCUUUGUCAUAAAUGUUAUUUUGUCUGUAUCACCAGCCACGCCACGGCUUCUUUAGGACCUACUGAUUAGGUCAUAGGGGAUGACGGGACCGGUAUGUACCCUAACGCAGUUGGUGAUCGCCCCCUCUACCAAUAUAUAUAUAUAUGUUCAUAGAAGCAAACAUACGCAUCCCUGGACAUAAAUCAGAAGAAAAGGCGAUCUCGGAAACCAUAGUUUUACCGCCCUGACGUUUCAAAUGCAAACAAGCCUCCAUCAUCUGAGCUGAGUGUGAUAUCGCGCCUCAUAGUAUUUAUAGGUGGGUGACAGUCAUUUUAAGUCGGGUUUUACGUACGCAAUCAGGGCGACAGGGAGGAAGGGAGGGGGAGGCAGCCUCAAGCAUCUUGUCGCCGGAUGAGGGGAUGAUGGAUCAGCUUUAAUGAUCACCAGCCGCAUGCACACAAGGACUGUGGCGGGCGGGGAGGAGGGAAAGGGGGUGACGGAAUGUACUCAAUCUACAUCGGGGACCGGCAUUGAGACGUUGGCGGCCGUCGUUCUUACCUUCAUUGAUCUUAACUGUCAUCCAAGGCUGACAAUCUUGUUUACGCCGCAACGACUGUCCGUUUUCUCGUCCGCCGGAAUAGUCGAUGGACAGGCUGUGGUGAGGACUACGCCUUCGUCGGAACCAGGUUGAGGGGUGGCUGAGUGUGUAACCGCCAUGGACUCGCUCAUGUUUGAAUUCGUGUUUAGUCUGAGUUCGCGUUUGCUCAUUCGUUCACUGAGCUGCGCCCGAAGGAUUUGGUAGGCAACGAGAAGAGCCGCACAACGUUCGAUGGAGGUUCUCCCGUGUGCCAGGAUUUGAUUGUUUCCCUGGCUAUGCGGUCGUUUCCUCGGCCAGGAAUUUCGGCAUGCUGGAGUGUGAACGUGUGUCCGGAAUCGGCGCGGCGUUCUGCCAUCAGAGACGAAGGGUCCAUCCUCUUUGCCGUCCUCAUGUGGUCUCCAACACGAGUAUGUAAUUGUUUGCCGGUCUCCGUAAUGUAGUUAACUUUCCAGGAGUUACACUGAAUCCGGUAGAUGAUGUUAGUGAUUUCAUCUCGUGGCAGAGGGGCCAUAUGUCGAAUUGUUGACUCCCGUCUCUUAAGAUCGGGUAUAUCACAACCAACAGGGCAACGGUCCCGUGGCUCAAUGGUAGAGUGUCAAACUCCAUGUCUAACGAUCCCGGGAUCGAAUCACAAGUGAUCCACACUUGGGGUUGGGUAUGACUGGCUGAUGACAGCGAAUAUGCCAGAAAUGGCCAUUCCGGUGUCCUUUUCUUUGUCGCCAUCAUCUCAUUUACGUCUCUUAGGACCGCUGAAGAUUGGCAUCGCCCACGGACCGGAGUCCUCCUUGCCACCCUGACUGCAUACGUAAAACCCGUCUUAGCAUGACUGUCACCCACUUACAAAUACUGUUAGGCGCGAUAUCACACUCACCUCCAACGAUGGAGGCUUGCUUGCAUUCGAAAUGUCAGGACAGUAAAACCAUUGUUCCCGAGAUCGCUUUUUCUUCCCAUAUGUAUAUGUGAUAGAUGUUGCGGGAUAUGCUUGUUCCGUUGUGAUUCUCCCUGGAGUUAUCUUUUUUAAUCUGAGGUCAUUCCCAAAGGUAAAAAUUAUAAUUUCACGCGGCUUAACGCAUAUUUUAGUUUUCAUGUCAAAAUUAAAUACCCUAUUGAUCUGAGUAGGUUGCAUCCAAGGCUGAGUAGUAUACGGAGAAGAACAGGUUUUAGGCAUGCGCAGAUCUCCUGCCGAUAAUACUAGGGUUAAGACUUCGAACAGUUCAAACUGAUUAUCUAUGGUUUCCAAUUAUCAGUCAGUAUUUGGUUUUCACUUUUCUGGUCUAUUGCAAGUAAGACUAGAGGGACGUCUUUGACCUUCUCUGGCUUCGCCACUUCUAGGCAAUCGACCUUUGAUUUGCGAUUUUAGUUGUUUUUUUCUCAAAAAGUUAACAUGACGCCUCGGUUCUCCUUCGGAUCAAAGAAAAUCUAGCAUAAAUGCUAAACCAGUUUUUGGCGGGAAAUGUUCAGUUGGGAUUAAUAACGUUGUCAAAAUAUAGGCGUUAUUUGGGUACCUAACUUCGAUUUUAAGCCUCUCCAGCAGGUUCUUCAAUUUGCGGACGAGUAGUUUUCAAGCUGUCAUUCAUCACGGCGGUUGGCCCAGCCAUCUUAACUGGAGUGGGUGGAUGAACGGCGGUGUCAGCGAAUAGGAGUUCAGCAAGUGGCCGAGUCCGCCGAGAACAAAUCGCUCGAAGUAAUUUGCCCACACAAUUAUUUUUACUGUUAGCUUUACGCGGUAGCAUACUCACGCCGUCUGUACUGCAAAAACGUUUGGUGUUAUUAAUCAGUUGAGCUAAAAAUAAACGGCUGGCGGCCUGUCGGACUGACUUACGGUUCACUUCAUUCCAGUUUACCCCAGUCCUCAGGCGGGAGCAUGCGCCAGCACGCAGGUCCGUCUUGGGCUCUUCCGAAUCCACCUCCCCUGGGCUGGAACCUCUUUAAGUGAAACGCAGAUCACUUUCAAACUGUUGUACGUACAUGUCAGAACUGCUCACAAAUCUGGCAGUUCGACCGUCGCAUGUGACGACUUCCGCCGUGUAGCCCACAAUAUGGUGAGCGCGGGACGGUGACUUAUGCAUGAAUUAGUCCAUAGGGGUUUCCGACUCACGCAGCAUCUGCCGCAUUCCCUCGCCCCUCACCCACCCGGACCCAGUGGCAAGAUGGAGUCAGAACAACCGCAGUCAGGCUCAGACACAGUGACUGACUAUGCUAACUGGGCCGUUAGCGCGUCCUGCACACAACCUGGUCCUUCAGUUGCGUAGCAAGUUUUCACUAAACAGGGUAACAGCUCGGAUCCCACGUGCGUGACAGUGCUAUGGGAGGGAACGUUUAUAAGGAGUCGUCGAACUUGAGUCUCAGUCCUCGAUCCAGUUAGUCCACAUAUACACACACAGUACUGACCAUGAAGACCGAGAUAUCCCGUGAACUGGCAGUCUUCCAAGCCACGCAUCGUGAUAGUUUCAGAACGCGCCGGAAUUGUUAUAGAAGGAAAUGCGCUGAUGUGCUGCAGGGAUGAGUUCCCUAUCGCCGAACAUACUCCCUGUUCCCUUUCCCUUGUGCCAGUCUAUUGUCCAAGCCUGUCAAGGCAUUUGAUGCCUGGACUGGACGCAGUUGCUGACAAAGCUGCAACGGCCAGUUUGCAUGUGUCCCAUACCACCUGGUCAGGCUGUGGUUUGAACCUAGGAGCAUGCCUCCCAGCGACUUGAGAGCUGCAUGCUCUGUUCCUAUGUUGGGUGUUGUGUGGCGGAUUCGCAUGUAGUCUGGUGUGGUUACGGGAUUGGGACUGCGAUGUUUUUGCCGCAGACUUUCAUGUAGUCGCUCAUGGCUGAGGACUUCCGUGUGGUGACCGAGUGUCCGUCAGCAAUAUGGGCGGUUGAGGCGGAUGCGACAGGUGUGUGUUGAUGCUCCUAAAACUGGUUUAGUUUGGUGGAUUCGCAAGUGACCGAAUAAAGGGAUGUGUAAUGUAAACGUGCAGAGCUGGUAUGGGCAGGAGAGGUUCGUAGCUGCUAGGUCAAUGGCAGUAGUGAUACUGGUAGUAAUGGCGACGCUGGUGGCUAAGGGGUCGUUGUGCUAGUGUUUUGGCAAUUGUCGGAUGUGCGAUGUGCGUUUGGCUUGUCGGCACUUCGAUUAGUUUCGCUGUUGUGGAUGCGCAUGCGGCCGAAAAGACCCAUGCGAUGCCUGAAUGUCCUGGAACACUGUAGACGGCAGAUACGAGAGACGGGUUUAUGUCGGGGCUUCAAGCAGUGAUUAAUCGGUCUCAAUGCGAUUGAGUUGCAAGUGAACGAACAGGCCAACGCUUGAUGUGGAGGUGGGGUCGAAAAAGGUGUAGGUUGGGAUCGAGUCCGAUGAUGAUGGUAAUGACGUUGCUGCUGCUGCUGCUGCUGCUGCUGCUGCUGCUGCUGCUGCUGAUGAUGAUGAUGAUGAUGAUGAUGAUGAUGAUGAUGAUGAUGAUGAUGAUGAUGAUGAUGAUGAUGAUGAUGAUGAUGAUGAUGAUGAUGAUGAUGAUGAUGAUGAUGAUGAUGAUGAUGAUGAUGAUGAUGAUGAUGAUGAUGAUGAUGAUGAUGACGGUGCGGUGGUGGUGGUAGCCGUAGUAGUGGUAGCAGUAGUAGUAUUAGUAGGUGGCAGGGCGUCGAAAUGUUCUCACAGGUGGUGCAAUUGAGGUAGGACGGCGGCGACAGGGGUAGUGCGAGUGUGCUCACGGUAGUGGUGGCCGCUGUCGGCAGGGGGUGAUAAUGGGGUUAUUUGCGGAGGUGGAGUUGUCGAGUUGUUAUUGCACUGGGUCCGAUGUGGCUGAUCGGUGCGCGGACUGUCAGCUGACAACGGGUACACGACGGAAGGGUUCGAACGUUCGGGUUAUAGGUGCGCGGCGCGUGAGAUUUGCGAGUCGCUUUCUUGGUUUUGACAACAGCAAUCCCGUUGGCUUCGUAGAUGGCUGCCUAAGUCUUCGCAUCUCUUUUCAGGUCGGUCAGUCCUGGAAAAGGUCCUCUUGGGUUGCCGAAUUAAUUUGUAAAUUGUUGACGGUGGUGCUCUGGGUGUCUUUGUGGCGUUGUUUUUGCCUUUCAUUCUGCAAACGCCUGUUAAGACCGUAGAUGAACAACUUAGGUGGGCGCUCCUCAUUUAUGCUCGCGGGUUGGCCGCCUCAUCGCAGUUGCCCUUUUUAGCAUCAUAUAAAAACUGAUGUCUCCGGUCCGUUCCAAGACCUCGGUGUCCGGAAUCAUGUUCUUCCACCUCAGCUUUCUAUUCUCCGGAGGUACCGCAUACGGUUCAUAUGUCCUCCCGUAGAACAAUGUCAUCAGGACUGUCGUCCUGUAUAUCUCGACUUUUCCGUUUAGGCGAAGGUCGCGGCGAUUACAGCGUGAGGCCCGUAGCUGGCUGAUGGCUUGACUAGCUUUGGAAAUCCGGGUCGAUCUUGAUAUUCCGUGAAGUUAUACUUCCUAGGUACGCGAAUUUGUCCACUAUUGUUAGUCUAGCUUCGCUGACAUAGUCAUGGGUUUGUCUUUGGUCUAUGUUUGGCGCCGGUUGGUGCAUAAUCAUCGUCAUCUGCGUGUUUAUGAUCAGUCCUAAGUCGAGACAGUCGAAGGCGAUGACGUCAGUGCUCAUUUUCAUAACCGCUUCCGCCGUUCUGUUAAGCACACAAUCAUCUGCCCUCAGUAGAUCGUGGAAGCUGGCCUGCGAUACUCUUGAGCUACCAUGCAUCAUGCGUUGAGCAGUUACCUGUUGAGCUGGCAGUCGAUGACGAUGACCCAUUUCUCUGCGGUUGGCUACGCCUGCCUUCACGGCAGUAAAUCGUCCAGGGUUGACUUAUGUUCUCCGGCCUUCACGAUGCUUAGUGGGAGGUAGGAUGAUGAGUCCAUGACAUGUUUUGGUGGACCGAUAAUCGGAUUUCCACGUCCCCACAAACUCUGGCGCUGCCAUGAUGAUGAAACGUCUGAGUGCCUGGCAUCCCCUAUGAGGUAAGACAGAAACUUUAACGGAAUUCAUGAGUUAACUGCAAUGACUGUGCUCCUUGUGGACAUCCUUUCAAAUAAAACGAAUAACCUGGAUAGAGCUAAAGCUGUAUGAUUGUGGAGUAUAAACUCAUAUCGGAUAUCCAUCCCCCCUUCUGUAAAAGUAAAUAAUUAGAUGAUUUUUCGUUGUCUUCCUUAAGCUCUACGGAAGAUGCAUAUAGAAUUGGAAGUUGAGUUUCUAGGACAUUAUUUGUCAGAAAUUUUCCCACGUUGACGAUUGCUGCUAGAGAAUCGGAAGUAUUUCUCUUUGAAAUAAUUCCUCAGGUAGGGCAUGGGGAACGGGCCCUGCGUAUUACCGGUGUCCUUGCGCUAGAUUUCUGGGUUAGGGUUGAGAUUAGUGUCACGGCUGGGAAAAGAGGGUCGGGCGUAGGGUUGGAAGUAGUGGGGUUAGGAAGGCUAGGGUUAGUUUCAGGGUUCAUGGUAAAAAUCAGCACACGAUAAUAGGUAUCCCCUGGAAUUUGGCGCGAGGCCGCCUGUACUACCGGGGUGCGUUUAUUCCCCUGUCCAACUAGGUUUCACUUGAAUAGACGUUCAUCACACACGGGAGCACUCAUAAAAUUUGGGAUCGACGCCACAGACCGAAAUUAUGACCUCCGUAUGUGAAUGAAUCCUUCAUCGUCAUCGAAGGGAAUAAAUGCCUGACACUCAAAGAACAUCUCAACGCCGUUUCCUGGAAAUACAGUUUAUGAUGAAGGAGGCGAAAAGCGACGAGCUAAUUUUCUUUCCGGGACGUUUAUCACGUACUGGAGUGCUCGCCAAAUUUGGAGCUGCCUGGUUUUUGUUUUUCAUCGCGCUUACGCACGCACCGACUGACGUAAUUGCGCGGAUAACUAUAAACUCCAAGCGCCCAUUGAAGAUGCUGUAAUUCAGCAAGCUUGACCUCUGGUUCACUUCAGUGCUUCUCUACGCGCCGGUAUAACGUCCUUGCGUAAAUGCUUGUGUGGUUGAUUGGGUGGUUGCCAUUGAAGCUCAGUACUUGUGUCGUAUUAGUCGCUUGCCUGAACAGUUAGGUUUUUAGGCCACCCCCAGCCUUUACGGAAAAGGAGCAUGUCAAGUAAGAAUAGUUGGUUGUUUUUCUUCUUCAUCGUAAAUCGUAUGUCCGGAGAGACGCUGUUGAGAUGUUCUCUGAAUACUAGCACUUAAUCCCGUUCGACGACGAUAACGGUAUUGUCCGCAUGCCGAGCCCAGAAUUUUGCCUGUGGUGUCGGAAACCAGCCACUUCAACCGUUGUAGGAAGCGUCAGACCAAUAAAGUUCUUAUUUCAGCGACAACUUCUUCUGAACUACUUAUACUUUCAAGUUAUUUACUAAGUCAGGCUGUCAAAAUGGGUAAUUCAGGCGACCGAGCAAGGUUAGCCACGAAACAGUUGAACUGACGACAGUUGAAAUGAAGACGUCACGCUCUCUAAAUAAGUGAUUUCGUCAUAUUCCAAACACAGUUAAUAGUGGAAAUUCCGCACACCUCCUUUUCUGCUUUUUUUUUAUCAAUGCAGACGGUAUACCGAAGGUUUUAACUCAUUCGGGCGUCCCCAUCGGUCUGCUGGGGUUUCCUGUAUAUAUGUACUCCAAUAUUCAGUUCCAACCCUGAAGCUGACACAAAAAUUCGAGCAUAUUUGAUCACGUUCAGCGGAAUAACAGCGUAAUAUUCGUGUGUUAAUUGGCUGAUAAUAUACGUUCUACUAAGUCGUUCGGUCAUAAUCCCGACACAGAUACUAAGCGUUUGGUCGAAAUGAUACGGUCGCUGCCUAAGUACGCCUUGAUAUUAUGCGGUUAUUCCACCAAAACUGAUGGAAUCCAGUUCAAAACUCCAUGCCAACUUAGAGCUACCUGAAAAAGCCUUUUCUGGACGACCUUUAUACAAAUCUGUAAAUUUUAUGCGGAAAAACUUAGACUGUUAGUGACAUGUUGCGUAAUUGCAAAUACUCAAUUUGUGAGAAUCCUUCUGCUUACGCAAACAGGUGUAAAUAAUGCUUUCUUACAGUCCUCUUCGCCGAUAAGGCUAACAGCCCUGCUGCGUUGACUAGCCUGAAAUCGUGGUCUGAGCCCGCCGUUACUGCAACCCUACCUCAAUUUUAUCUUAUAUUUCACGCAUUUUCGGAGAUUUCAUCGACUGUUCACGCAUUUUACACUGUCGUCGAUUAUAUCCACACUCAGGAGUGCUGAUUAGUCCACCUUUUUUACCUAGCCAUUUGCAGUGGUGUUGGCUAUGUCUUCAAGAAACCAGACCGGAUUUAAUUCCUGUAGCGGUGGUCACUUAGCUGUCGGCGUUGAACCGUUGACCUGGAGGAAAAUCAUGCCACCAGUUGCGGUCAACGAAAUGAGGGCCUUCUCGAACAGACGGACGUGACCUCACAACCCAUCAUCUUUUCAGUUUUCUUCUAAAUGACCCAGAUACAGACAUAUUUUGUUUGUUGGUCAGUCUUUACCGGCCUGACAACUCGGUGCAGGCCGUUUGAUAUGCCAACCCGCCCGUCAGCCGGCGGCGGUGGCGACGGCCGUUCAAAGCGCUAUACAGUUAAUUGGGGUAACGUUCUUUAUCCAUUCGGUGGUUGUUUAAGUGGGAAAACACUGCAAAAUUACAAAGCCAAAAACGAUAUGACUGUGAUCCUCUUUGGUCGAAAAUGCGUUUACCAUUUUUCAUCAGAUUUUACCAGUGUGCUUCAAUCUUCCUCUUUACAAGCAAUUUCAUAGCGAAGAAGCUGCUUUAAAUCUCCAGUAAUUGCAUAAUCGGAAGGUUUUAAAUACUUGCAGGCAAAUAAACUUCUUGUCCCAGUGAUCGCAUCUUCAUCUUCUGUUUUAAAUACUGUCUGCUUCCGAUCCACUAGUUUAUUCGUGUUUAUAACAGCGCGUCUGCAAAUGACAUCUCGGUUUUGAUACUGCUAUUCUAUGCCUCAUGGGUUGAUUUUAAACGGUCUAUGCCGGGACAGAAUAUGGACGAGUUCGUGUUCGCAUGUAGUUCCAGUCUAGACCCCUCACAAACGACCGCUCAGUGGCGCGUAGUCAGUGAUUCGUUUUUUUAUGGAGGACAGAUUACUGAUGUCCACUAGCGUGUGACACUGACUAAUCGUGAACCCAGAAGACAGGAUGUAGUCUGUGACUCAAAACGCAGACCAGUGGACUGAAAUACCGGUUAACUGAUUCAAAUGCAACUUUCCGUUCGGCCCAAUAUUUCUCUUCGCAAGAUGAGCUUUCAUCUGUUGUUUUGUUCUUGCAAUUUUGAACAACAAAGCAGAUGGUUGAAUGUCAUUUCGAAGGGCCCACUCCGAUGCAGCUUAGGCGAGUAUAUUCUCUAGUCCUUAUGUCAAUACUUUGCAAAAAAAUGGAUAACAUGCGCCCCUGGUAUUAGAGUCGAAACUCAAACUCCAAAGGAAACAUGUUAAAAAUAUGGUUCAGAGGCCUUCAGAGAAGGGAUUGUCGAAAAUCUGCUCCUCACCUAUCCUCGGAUCUUUUUCACACGGCCAGAAAAAUGAUUCAGUACUUUGCAGAUAUGUCAUGGCUUUCGUCAUUUAUUUUCAAUGUAUUAGUAGGUGUCUAAUUUGCUGUCUUUGCAGGACAUCUUACGACGAUCUGCAGUCUUGGGCCGAGUCCUUCGACAACCUUAUGCGUUGCUUUACUACCCCGGACGGCAUGGGUAAGUUUGAGUCGAGACAAUACUGACUUCUAAACGUCUUUCCUCUGUUCCGUGUUUCUUUGUCCGCCUUUGAGUGGGCUCGUCCGCGUACGCUAAAUUCAGCCCGCUCGCUCGCGCGCGCACCCACGGACUGCCGUACACGGCAGUCGUCAAUGCCCACGAACAGUCAGCCCACCGUUCGUGGACCAAUCAUCUUUCAAAUGUUUCGUCGUGUCUGUAGGUGAGGCUUGGUUUCGGCGAUAACUGCGACGGCAGACAGCUGUGUCCACACUCGCCCACGCACUGCUCAUUGUCGUGUAUCUGUCUCCCUUCUAAUUCUUCGUUGUUCUCCUUGUCACGUCUUCAUUAGCCAAUCGCCACACUCAGACGAGGACUGAAUUGGCCCGGUAUUUUCGAUCGGCCAUACAGGACUGGACAACCUGCAACGGUUGAGGAAAUUGGUUUAGUAGAGAAGUUGACAACAUUAAUGGACUGUGUCGGUGGCAUUUUAGACGCCACUGUUUACUGUCGUAGAUACACUUGCGGACAAAGCAUGUGCCUUAAAAAAAUCGAAACUAUGCUCUGAAGGCAUGCGCCGGUAAUAGAAAGAAGUAAAGACAGCGUGCAAACCCCGUUUACUCAGGAGGGCGGAGCUUAACCUGAAGUCACAUUAAAUUUCGUUGGAGCGAAACUCGUAUGAUGCGUGAGUUACCGAAUUCAUGUCUCUCUGUGCUGGGAGGGACAUGUGAGAGCAGUGGCCUUCCUUCCACGUCGCAAACGCCAUAAACCCAGGUGGGCAACAUGACCACAUGAAUAACUGCCCUGAUAGGUGAUACUACUGACGGACGCGGUCGUCACGCGAUGAUCACGAUCGAAAAUGCCUAUGAGACCGGUCAGUUAUUGGACUCCACAGAGGGGCAGUCAGAUUCAACAAAUUCCAAGGCACCACGUGUUCACACCCUCACACCACCGAAACCGACAUUCCAAACGACUCUCCCUUACUGCCUGUAACUGGCCUUUGUGGUUAUGUCGCCAGCAUUUAUAGCCGUCGGCCGUGCAGUACAGAUAGAGCCUUCGGAAAAAAACUGCCACCCCAUGGAACAUAUACACAGUUGAAAAGGAAGAGGAGGGCGAUGGGAUAUGUUUAUUUCACAUCCGAAGUUUAUAGUGCCAUGUGCCGCCAUUCAUUAAUGAGAGAAUGACGAGCUCGUCGCGCGGUCAUUGUUGAAGAGCGACGGGGAUCACUGUCGUGCGAGUCCAUCUUUUGUCCGCAUGCCUCCGCGUAUCUCUCAGGUUCGCCACCUGACGCUGCUGGAUCCCGGGACGGUUCAUCAGUCAGGUGACCUUGUUUGCGGAAACCCAACUAGAAGGAUGUCUCCUAUGGCUCCUUGCGAGGUUGUCUUCAAGCAAGGUGCGAUCACAUGGUCACUACUCGGUUUUCGUAGUCAGUACUGUGUGUAGAUGUGUCAGCCUUAGCUUGGAAGGCCACCACCUGACGGGAUAACUCCAUCCUCCCUUCAGGACAGGGAGUCAGGCCGCAAUGGCCCCCUCUAAACGUGGCUUCUAUGGCACUCCUACUCAGACUGGAUCCGAGCCGAUACCUUGUUAUGUAGAAACCUGGUCCAUCGUGCGCGGACCAGGUUAUCUGCACCAUGUGUAGACGGACUCCUCAGCAUCGUCAGCCAUUACGACCGAUCCCGUCUCCGGUCAUUACUCUGUCUUGCUACGGGGCUCAGGCGGGUGAGGUAAGAGAGGGUGCGGCAGACGUUGUGUAAGUCUGAAUGAUGGCGAUUUGGGGGACUCCGUCCUAAUGUCACUCCAGCGCAUUCCUCACCAAUAUUAAAUCUGGCACACUUUGGAGUUCACACGAUGUGCGGAAAGUCGUGACUCGGAAGGCUGCCAACUGACAGGAUGACGGAGAGUCAGCUUGAAAUAGCUUCUUCUGGAUAUGGCGUCUACGGCACUCCCAUUCAGAGCAGAUACGAACUAAUCCCUUGUUUCUGUGAAAACCUGGUCCAUCGCGGACGGACCAGUUCGUGUGUGCGAAACACACAGACGGACAUUUUGACUUUGCCGGCCAUUGCCCAUUUUUGGUUGUUUUGAUAUUGGAACCUGAUUGGUACUGGAGGGUAGGGUGAUUUAAAUGCUGUGUAGGUCUGCCUUACGAUUAUUAAGUUCGCCCGUAAGUGAAAGGUGCCGCGCCCACUGCUUGGGCACACGAUAGACAUCAUCGUUCGCGACGGUCAAACAGUUGCUCUCGAGAGGACUGGAUGUCCUGCAUAUUAGCUGGGCGUCUGAUUGCCAAAUCUGCUGAAUUUGCUUAUUUUCGUCGGGUACCGAGCACAGUUGCGAUUUCCUCUACAGACUACGACAAGGAUAUUGUUGGGUCAUUGGUACUUCUCUGAUUCGGAAGUAAUCCGUCUAAUCAUCAUUUAUGCGGGGCAAGUCACUUUCUGCAACUGUUUCACAAUCCAGACAAAAUGCAGACUGAUUCUUACAUGGUUUUCCGGAUUUUUCUGUAGUGUUCUUAUCGAUAUUUUUCUCUGUUCAUUCUGUCGUUCUCGUGUGAUAGCUGGUGAUUGAUGAUUUCUAAACACCAACGCUGUUCAACUUGACGUUGUUUUUGUAAAAAUAUAUCGUGUGUGUGCGCCCUCCAAACCGGCCACGUAGCAGAUGCUUUGGGCCAAUACGGGGGCCAUAUCAGAUUCUUGCAGGCGUUAUCGGAUUGCCCACCAUAACAAAUGGCAACAUCUAGAGGUGCGGUGGCAGACCCGGUUGCCAGCAGACGUCGCGCACACUGGGACCCCUGCCGCCCUCCCCUAUUUUUGGAUGUAGCAUGCAUUUUUCCUAGUAAUUUUCGAUAGUCUUAUAAAUUAAAAUAUAUUUUACAGAAAACAUACAUAAAAAUAUGCUUUCUUUUGCUCAUUUGGAAGGAAAUCACAUUGUCUUCAUUUUUUAUGCCCGAAGAAAUUGUAUACUUUGGGUUUAAAAAGUUUCUAAUUAUAAGGUUUUUAAGACUGUGCUAUUUCCAUGCAUGCAAGACCGCACAUGUCCGUUUACUAAUGCUCCUCAUGAAAUAUGCAACACAGUCCGGAUCCAUUGCAAAAUGUCAUGAAAUCUAGGUGAUAUCUUCUUAAAGGCACGGAGGAAUAUGUGAUUUUCUUUACGCAAAAAGCAUGCACCUUGUAGACUGAAAUUGCUAAACGCUGAUGGAAUGACAGAUCAGGCUGAAAAUUAUUCGGGAAUUGGGAAACUUUUUAACACCUUAAUACACACUUUAUUCAGCCAUAAAAAAUGAAGACAAUGUGAUUUCCUACCAAAUGAGCAAAGAAAGCAUAUUUUUGUGCAUGUUUUCUAUAAAAUAUAUUUGAAUUUAUAAGAACAUCGAAAAUCAAUAGGAAAAAUGCAUGCUACAUAAGCAUUCAUUUUUUACCGAGUGUGGUUUCUGCAGGAGGUCAAAAAGAAAUGCAUUCAAAAGCCGAAAUCCUGCUGAGUCCGAAAUGUUAUAGGGUUAUGCUGCAUGAUAUAACAGCCCCACUUAAGUAAUCCUUCCUAAUCGGAAACGCAUUCCAGAAUUUUGGCUAAGAUUUCAUGAGAUUGGUCACUGUAUGUGUUGCAACGCAAAGAUAGUGUAUGUGUAUUUUGAUAUAAUCAAUCAAAAUUCUCAUAUUAUAAUCAAUUCUGCAAUUUGUUCCUGAAUGCUGUAAAUGAGGAACCUGCUCAGGUGUGAUUAAAGCACAAAAUUUAUAAACAAGUUCUGUGUCAAAGGUCGCAGCUGAAUUUACGCCGAGCAGAGUAGACGAAAUCCACUGAACCGUAAACAUAAACAUGAGUCAGCAGUAUGAGGAUCGGACUCCAGCCCGCAGUGAAAACUGCGCAGACUGACCGUGUCCGUUAUUCUUGAGAAAGAAUCUUUGCGGUUGAAUCUAGUCUGACAACCCAACUGCUUGCACUAAUGGCGUGAUUUUCAUAUGUCAGUUCAGGAGCAAAGACCGUAGGUAUUGUUGGACUCCGUUGUUAUGACGAAGAUAAUAAUUGCUUAUGAAGUUGAAAAACAUGCUAUCAAAGUUGGAAAAAUUUUUUAAGCAGAUUGCUGUUGUCGUUGCAACCGAUGUUUAUGGUAGGGUUAAAAUCGGAAGUAAUAUUAAUAAUUAUACAAGUAAAGUUAAUCUUUUAGGGGGCUUUCAACUUGAAUGUGCCAUAUUUCUUGCCCUAAAAAUCUCUCAGAAAUUUGAAGCAUUAUUUUCCGGGGAUAAAUUUGAACAGGACAGAGACGAAGUAUGCGGAAUUUAAUGAUGGCAUAAAAUUUUGAAGCCCAUCCUUGGGGCCUGAAUCCUUUAUAACAGAAGUCAAAAUAGAACCGAUAGAGAUUGCAACUCUUUCACCAAUUAGCGGACUUAACGCCGACGUCGUUUGCAUCGGCUAUCAGUAUAGAACAUCCCGGGUUACUCAGCAGUCACACCUGCCGGCUCUAAAUUAUCCACGCCAGGCUACUAAUAUUGUUGUUCUUAGACCUGACAAAGGGAGCAGGAUUGUGAUUCAAAGCGAGGCUGAUCAUUUAAGAUGGAGGUAGUGCUUAGCGACCUCAUUAGAUUUUCUGGCGGAACGAAUAAAUACACCGGAAGACCUUACUGGUAAAAAGGCGAAGUCGCCACUUCAGACCAGUAAACUAACAUGCUUACAGAGUAUAUGAGCUACCAAAAUCGCAUGAACCAGGAAUGUCGAUACGACAUAUUUGAUCAGUGGUGAAUUCUGCACUAAUAAGGAUACUCCAUCGCUCGUGGAUGAGUUGAAGGCGCAAAAUAUACCGAAUAAGCGCAUGAUAUCACUUGCCAUGUAGUACCUAUUCACAAACUCGCGAUUGGAUGACACCAUUGGCAGUUUGAGAGCACCCGUCUGAAAUGUGUUUGGGGCCAGGACAGCUACGACAACUACUACGAUCAUGCACUAAAAACGUACAGUUCUUGUUCAACCGGUAGCUGUACAGACGACGUAGCUAUGGGCAGUCCACGGGGACCGGUUCUAGCGGGCAUUUACCCAUUAAUUCUCUGGCGAUAAGUAACGCGGAACUUACAGCGAGCUUGCCGAUAUACGCAAACAGGCAAGUUCCGGGAAGUUGUUCAGAAGAAAAACAUGCCAUCACUGGAAUAAGAAGUUUAUUGGCCUGACGUUUCGGAUUCUCACUCGAACCCCUUCUUUGUGCCUCCACCAUCUUCAUCUGCAACCGUCACUGAUGAUGGGUUCGAGUGAGAAUCCGAGGCGCCAGGCCAAUAAUCUUCUUGUUCCAGUGAUUGCAUCUUCUUCUUACAGUGAGCUGCAGUUUAUAGAUUAUGUGUCAUAGUCAAUAACCCGACAGACGGGGAAUCAUUAGUCAAAGCCAUGAACAAGGCAAUUCGAAAUUCAAAUUUACGGUCGAACAUGGGAAGAGCGACACACAGCCUUACAUAUAAAUUCUUGUAAAAAGGCAGACGGACAGUUUUAUCCAAAGAACUCUUUAUCAAAAUACCACAUAAAAAGGACAAUACAUGCACUUUCUAAUUGUCAUUCCAAUUCGGACAAAAUGAAAUUUGAUUUUUGUCUGUGAAAUAGAGCCACUGGUAUCUUUUCCUCAGGUAUGAUGGAUAAUGAGAUUAGCAUAUUAAAGGACGUUCGCCCUGGAAACGGGUAUCUGUAGAAGUUCAUCGAUAGGUAUUGUCCACUAGGAAUUCCGGCGCCAAAAUACUCCGCGAGCAUCUACCUCCCUUUCAAAGGUGAUAAUGUGUCAAGCGUAAUAAAACGAUGGCCCCCACGCGCGACUGAACGCAAAUACGCCGCCUCAAAUUUGUUGUUCAUAAGCACUACGACGGCAGUCCCGGAUAGUCCAAUUAAAGGCUCGAACUGGCGACCUGUUAGUUAGAGUUAGUUAGUUAGUUCACAUGUGAUUUCGGAUGCAAAUAUACUAGUCACAUGGAAGGGCAGUCGGCAAUUGGGAGCGCAAAACAAGGUACCCAGGAGUUCAAGUACGAAACACCUGAUGUGCGCUGACCGUACGGUGGAUCCGAUGGCUGCAUUCAAAAUCCUACCGUUGGAGGCGACUGGCCGUCUCCAUCGUUUUUCAGAACUAUUUAGGCAGCUGAACCCCAUAAUCGCGCUCGGCGAGAUUUCAUUGCCGUCCGAACUAUCUUACCCAUACGACUUCCCUCCUCCCUCACAUCAUGUCCACUCGUAUGUCGGGUCAGCAUUACCUGUUUUUGCAUACCUAUCACUUCUGAUCCCCUAGACCUUUUCCUUUUGCUCAUUUUCUCUUACUAAUAUGCAAUGAUUCAUAUUGACCCAACAGUCAAAAACUCGGCGCCUCGGUGGGAUUCGAACCCACGCAGUAAGGCGAAGGAUUUAUUACAGCCAACGCUCUAACCACUUGAACUACGAGGCCCCGCUGGACGACGCAAAUUUAUUCACAUUUGGGUCAAGUUACCCGCCCAACCUUCUGCAACGUCUGGUAUUCACCAAAUCUGAUACAGUAAGUUGACAACCUAAGCAGGAUUUUCUAAGUACUUCACCCAGAAUCCACCAGCUGACUACCAGGCUCACGUGAUUCGUAGAUGUUUUUGACCCAACUCGAGGCCUCGUAGCUCAAUGUGUUGUUUGUUGUAGUAAAGCCUUCCCAUUUCCGUGUGAGUUCGCAUCCCAAUGAGGCGCCGAAUUUUUCACAGUUUAGUCAUUAUGGAUUAUUCAAAAUCUGCCAAAACAUCUAUGAAUUUCAUGAGCCUGAUGGUCAUCUGGUGGAUUCAAAUUGAAUUACUUAGGAAAUCCUGCUUGGACAGUCAACCUACUGUAUCAGAUUUUCUGGAUUCCAGGCGUUGCAGUAGGUUGGGCGGGUAACUUGACCCAAAUGUGAUUAAACUCGCGUCGGGCCUCGUAGCUCAAGUGGUUAGAGCGUUGGCUGUAAUAAAGCCUUCCCCUUACCGUGCGGGCUCGAAUCCCACCGAGACGCCGAGUUUUUCACAGUUGGGUCAAUAUGAAUUAUUCAAAAUCUGCCAACAGGUCUAUGAAUAAUAUGCAGGGGUCAUGGGCAGUCGAAUAAGAGAUUACAAAAUUUUAUGACGUCAUUAUAUUCUGCAUAUUACGCCGCCUUUGCUAGGUUCGUACCUGUCAAAGUUGAAAGAGCCAUCUACCUUCCCGGUGUCAGAUAGCAUCCUUUUUUUCUUUAAAGGGAAGUACUUUCUCCUUUAGCCGAAUAAAACUCCUGUAGGAUGCAGUUUCCCAGCCUAACAAUCUGUUUCAGUCAGGUAGAAGUGGUGGACUCCGUGGAGGCUGCUCAUUCAAGGGCAUUCGAUAACUGCACUGUCUUUCGCGGAAUUGACCAUUUUGCUUUUUACUACUUCGUUCUUAUAUAGUCGGCCAGCGUGCCUUCCGGGAUUUCCUCCGCUCCGAAUACAGCGAGGAGAACAUUUUAUUCUGGCUGGCCUGUGAAGACCUCAAACGGGAGACUUGUCCUGAACUAAUAGAGGAAAAGGCUCGGAUAAUCUACGAGAACUACAUUUCUAUUCUCUCUCCUAAAGAAGUGAGUUUCAGCACUCUUGGAAGUCCAUUUUGCAAAAACCGAAAAUGACCUUUAUUCCCUACAGAAGCUACAUGAACCUUUCCAGGCAUUUAGCUGUGACCGACGCAAAAUCCCUCAUUAUGAGUCUUUUCACCAUAUGUUAGGUCAACAGUUUUGUUAAAGUUCUCGGUGCCCCCAAAGUCUGUUACUGAAUGAGAGACUGGGUCUUGUUCUGAAUUCAUUGACCCUGCACACACGUCUUUCGACGAACUGUCGGCAUAAGACCAGGACAGUGACAGGUAUACUUAACUAACCUUUUUCGGCGCCGCAUGUGUGUGUCUAUUAGCUGUGCUGUAAGCAGGACUAUAAAUCACUCCAGUAAGCUUUCAAAGCAUGACCAGGCUGUGAUAAAUUCUCCCGUAAUAACCGAACGCGAAAAAAAACUAAUUUUUUCUUUGUGGCACGUCGUCGUGUAAAACUGGACUUAUAGAUUUAACUGGGCUGCUGAUUUCUGACGCCCUUUUUCGUUAUCCGCGAGAAGGGGUAGGGAGAGCCUAUCGUGUUGAUCUAACUACUUUCGCCUGUCAGCCCCGUGCCCAAGCAUGGACGAUGGUCGCCAGGGCUUCACGCAAACGCCCACGUCGACGCAGCUAGCUGUCACCUACAUGAGGCUGGUCACAGCCUCCUUUUCUCUGAUUGGCCUCCUCACUUGUCUGUCACCGUGUGCCCUAACGCGCUCGGAAGCGUGUAGGUGCGGUGUGCGUGUCUUCAUUCAGUGCUGGUUGGACGCACGCACGCACGCACGUAAACAUGCACAUGCGUCGGUCAUUCGCACAGGAGGCCGGACGGCUGGCUUUUGUCCGGCCUGCAGACACUGACAACAGCCUGGGGUCAAACAGGGAGCGCGCGGCCAACGUUCCUGACAGUCUCGAGGCAUUGGCACAAGGUCGAUUUUCAGAUCCUCACAGCGUCCAGUCCUCCGCACUAUGUUGAACUGCGUCGCCAUCUGCUUUCUUCAGGCGUCAUCCUCAUAUCCUAGUCCUGCCCCCAACACAGCACACCCUCUUGUCCAGGAAGCUGGGUGUUUUAGCUAAACACGCAAAGCGAUCGAGUAUCCCUCGCUUGACGGCUGAACUAGAAGUCCGGCUCAUAUGGCGACUGUUGACGGCGUUCUUGUCAACAGCUGGUUUGCCAUCAUGUGUCUACCUGGAGGAGAGCUCUUUAUGCCUCGUCUAAACGGCUAUCGUAGCUGGCCUCGUGCGGAAUGGUACCUGUAGUCCUGACUGCUUUUAGAGGCACAAACGUGAACUGAGUCUAAAUGCCACAAAAAUGCUGUUUCUGCGUUCUUUCGCGCCUCCCUAAACGGACAGAGGUAGGGCCUGAUUAAUGCUAGUUCUGUGCUAACGAGAAACUAGAUUUUUGUCAUGACUGCAAUUUUUAUCAUACCCAUGCUUGAAAUGCGUUUUCGGAAUAGCCGAAGGCCCAUGAAUUAGUGUUUUAUGUGUUUGCAGGUAGGACACGGUAAUAGGAGACCCACCGCAAUACAGUAAGCCUUUCUCUACAUCCAAAGGAGAUUAGGGUUAUUGUUGAGUUUAGGGUUAGGGUUAAGGUGCGGUCAGUGUGGCUGCCAGAAUCAGGACACAUAACCAGGUACCCCUCCUGACCGCCUGCACUACGGGGGUCGUAUUCCAUCGUACAACCGUUUGUAUAGUUAAUAUGCGACCCGAAGCGAACUAACAGUCGUCGCAACAACAACAUUUCAUUUUUGAAUAUUUCCUAACUAAUUAAUUGCCGAUACAAGCGAAGAUGCGAGUUCCAGGAACUAGUUGAUCAAGGGACGAAGCGGUCGCUGGAACAAGGUCUUUAUUCGCCUGACGUUUCGGGUUCUCACUUGAACCCAUCAUCAGAGACAGUGGCAGAAAAGGGUGCAACGUGCCGUAAGUCUAACCCAUAGUCCACCCAAAUGUCAUGAAUGUGCAGAAUCCAGCCGAGCAGCCCAUUCGGGCGUACUACUUUCCACAAACGCCACCAGCGCACACAAUCGUCCGAUGAAAAGUCCUUCAUUGGAUUUGCGAUAUGCAAAGCUUGGUUGGCAUUGGGAGGCUUACGUACGAUUUCUACUCAGGUGAGAGGAUUUUUCCGAUCGCAAAACCGGGGGAGACUCACAAACCGCCCCAACAGUCCCUCGUGUUACCGGCCAUAAUAAAAGUUCCGGAGGUGCUUCGUUGUCCAUAAAAUUACUGAGCGCAUGGGCUAAAUUUGCCACUGACCGGAUGAAAGUUUUUGAGAACAGCAUGGUACCAACUGGCGUUGCCUUAUCCGGUUGCCAAACUGCUGCCCUCCGUUCUUCAGCAAGAAUGUCAUUUGGCCGAAAAUCUCAUGGCAUUGCCGCUUCACCAAUUUGCUCACAGGAAUUAAUAUACUUGUUUCGUUCCUACUUGGGGCUGGAGGCAGUCACAUGACGAGAAGCCAUCAUUAACAGGAAUACGGACGAGAGCAAGGGGGGACAUAGAAUGUCCACUUCUGACCGGCGACGACUAAAACGUCAUAAAUGAUCGUCCCAGUCUUCCUCACCCUCUUUACCGCCAUUCCUUCCACACGAACUGCAGUUGGUAUUUCAAUUAUUCCGCCUGUGAGAGGGGAGAGAACGUUCAACGGAGUUGCAACUCUGGAAUGACUUCGCCGGUAAAUCGCUACCUGCUCCAUCGGAAUAGAAAGUACAGAAAAAAUAGGUAACGACGCAAUAUUCGGCCCCAUCCAGAAUGCGGGGGAUAGGUCAUCGUGUCUUACGCGACUGGUGGGAAUGGGGGUUAUAUGGGCGGGGCUAAUUGAUGGAAAAGAGAGCGGUGAAAAAGGAUGAAGUUUUUAAUAAAUGUUCUAAUUCCGUGAAUAGGUUCAUAUAGAUCCGUGCGGGACCUUGGGAGCGACCCGAAAAGUUUAAUGCUAACGAGAUGUAACAACAAAAAGCAAAGGAAGUUGAAUAUAGCGCCUGCACAAUAAGACGCCAAGUUCAGAGGUCAAGGCAGCGAAAUAGGCAGUGGAAACCCAAGGACGAAUGACGUUGGCCAAUCCCACAAGAGUUUAGUGUAAUCGUUGACCCAAAGGCACGACAUAAUGAUGUAGAAGAGCGGAACACAGGGAAACCGCCAAAAUGGCCAGCAAAAGUAAAUUAUGCCAAAUUAGCUUGUGUAACAACCGACAAAUUAGCGGAAUGUGGCAUUUAAGCGAAAAUUUACUUUAUCUUGGAAAAAGGCAGUUAGCCUACCCAAGUUAAACAGCACUUCCUUUUUAAAAGUCAGUAGGCAGUAACAAGUAAUAUGCAAGGCCGGGUCGCGUAUUGCGUCUUCUCCAAAAAUGUGUUGUGCCGUUAAAAGUUCAGCAUUGAAUUCAGAGAGAAGCGAUUCGGCAACUCUUGAAAUCUUGCAAUAGUUCCAUACCUGUGAAAGGAAGAGAUGUCACCAAGACUAUGAACACAAAACACCGGUUUUCUGCUCCGGAAACGCGGUAGAUGAAAUAUGUCAGACUUUGCCCUUUAUCUACUCUUAAACGGUCCUGCCGAACUUAAAGAGCUUUGAUGCGUACCAAAGUCAAACUCGCUGUGGCAACUCAGUGGUCGCCUUGUAAUAUCUCUCGAGGUAUGGAAUUUAAAAUGACAACUGCUACACGCCCGCUCGACGUCUUCGCGAUCUAGUUACUGAGGUCAAACAAUUUUAAAUGCCAGCUUUAUUCUUCUGGCAGAUUUAAAUAAUCCAGUUGACCCAGCUGUGGAUAACCCGGACGCCUCGGUGGGAUUCGAAUCCACGAAAACAAGGGCAAGGCCUGAGUACGGCUAACGUUUUUGCCACAUGAGCUACGAGACCCCAAGGGGAGUCCUGAGUUUAAUUACAUCUGAGUCAGGUUACCCGGACGGCCUACCGCAACAUGUGGAGUCCACCAGUUAUGAUACAGCAACCUGACUGUUCAAGCAGGAUUUUCUGAGAAAUCCAUUUAGAAUUCACCAGGUGGUUGGCAGGCUCGCAUGCUUAAUAAAUAUUUUUAGCGGAUUUGAAUACUUCACUUGACCCAUUUAUGAACAUCUGUCGACUGGGCCUCGUAGCUCGGGUAGCUAGGUCGUUGGCCGUACUCAAGCCUUAUGCUUGUUGUGGAUUCAAAUCCAACUGAGGCUUCCUUGCCUUUGUCAAAAAGCCUCUUUCGGGUACUGCUUGUGUAAACUGAAGGGUCUUACUACACAUGUGAGUAAUCCGCGCUCAUAUAGCACAAUCUUCUCGCCCAACCUCGAACGUCAACCACUGGCAUGCUGAUUGUGCGAAAACUCGCCUCGGGGAAUUGCAUUUCAGUUAUGCAACCUCCAUCAUUUGAUUUUCAGGAUUACGCCUCACUCUCAAGGUCUUUUGAACGUCUUCAUUCCUACUAAGAUGCUAUAAGUGGUCCAGCUUCCUUUCGAUUCACUUAAUUAAACAAGUUUUUCGUGAGACGUUCAACGGCCAACCGUGUGAGAUGCAUCCUCAAAAUUCUCUUACUUUAUUAGUACUUUUCACGUAGCAACCUUCUUCUGACAAGAACAGGUCGCCUAACAUCCUUGCCUUUUCAACAAGAGAAAGUAAAGGCAGCAUUCAAUUUAAAAGUCCCUACAUAUCAAUGUUAAGAAUGCCUAAACGCGGGACAGAAAGCUAGGAGAGUGAAUUUCAAAGGCCUAAGCACGAGAUUAAUUUGUCUAGGUUUUUUAAAGGUUGCGAGCAUCUCCCCUAUUGUCUGAUAAAUUAAUUUCUCCAUCAUGAUUCGCAAAAUUAACCCCUUCAGCUUUCUCACUCACUUCAGUUGGGAUCCGCUGGUCCGUAAAAGUGGUACUACUUGGGGUUCAUUACCAGGAUGUUAGUUGUGUUUAAACCGUCGGUCCUCCCUUUUCUGGCCUCAUUACAUGUUUUUCAAGGCUGUGCAACCGCGACCUUCAGUGUCUUGUCGUUUUGCCAUUCUCGCUUUCUAUAGGUCAGCUUGGACUCUCGAGUUCGCGACAUAAUCAACAACAACAUGACCGAGCCUACGCCACACACUUUCGAUGAGGCACAAGUACAAAUCUACACACUCAUGCAGCGAGACUCCUAUCCUCGAUUCCUGAACUCUCGAGUUUACAAAGACCUACUCGCCAUGGCAAAGUGCGAAAGUACAAAGCCCCCUUGCUGA